Molecule: messenger RNA, 55024 nt
Organism: Coregonus sp. 'balchen'
Lineage: Eukaryota; Metazoa; Chordata; Actinopteri; Salmoniformes; Salmonidae
Source: the annotation of a GenBank genome assembly
GUGUCUGUCUAUCUGUGGUAUCUGGCCAGCUCUGCUGUCCUCUAGGCUCUGAUGGCAGAUAUUCCCUCUGGACUGCUGGAGGCUUGUGUGGUGGUUGGAGCAGCCAGCGAUAAACUCAGGGAACUCCAUCAGGUAGGUACUGCUGACUCAAUCAAUGGACUAACACAUGGUGGGGACAUACACUGUUGUUUUUGCAACACAUUGAUUAUUGUGGGCUUAGGCUACAACCACAUCAUAUCAAUCAUAUACUAAGAACACUGGUAUAGUGGUUAAGACCGUUGGGCCAGUAACCGAAAGGUCGCUGGUUUGAAUCCUGGAGCCGACUAGGUAAAAAAUCUGUUGGUGUCCUUGAGCAAGUCAUUUAACCCUAAUUCCUCCUGUAAGUCGCUCUGGAUAAGAGUGUCCGCUAAAUGACUCAAAUGUAAAUGUAAGAAACAUACUUAUACACAUCAUAUGUAGCCCUAUAUAUGAUAUAAGUUAUGUUAGAUAUUGAAAAUGUUUCCCCUUCCUGCCAGUCCCAUCAGCAGGGUAAAAUCAAAGAGCUCCCCCUGUUGGAGGCAGAGGUACUACAGGUUCACGCCCCACCCUUCGUGACCAAGGAGAGUGCGAGUAGCGAGACCCAGGGUCAGGGUCACGCCCCGGCCUUCCGCAGGGUCCAGGGGAGGCGCUCCUUCAUCAAGAAGAAGAAGGAGAGGGCUAGAACAGCUAACGGAGAGACAGCCAAGGGUUGCGAUGGAGGGGGCGGCACCACCACAGAGGACAUCAGUGUCCCCAAGGACCUGGACCUCAUCGCCCUGCCUCAACUCUGCUUCCCAGGUGACACAGCGUGAUGUCUAGAAGUCACCAUUUUGAUUUAAACUAGAACCAUGCUAGUGUAAUAGCUAGAAAGGAUGGAUGAAAACUAGCUGUCUAGCUAAGUCCCAUUACACCUUAUUAUUGAGAUGUUGAUUACUGUACGAUAUCCCUGUCUAGUAAAUUAUAUCCAUCAAAUUAGGACAAAACACGGCACAUUACAGUAUGAGCUGAUUAUCUACGUUCUGAUUAUCACACACGACUAUAUAUGAAGCAGUGAUGUGAUUCCUCUUGUCAUGCUUAUAUGAGAUCUUGUGUCGGUUUUCUUCCAUUGAUCAGGUGGUCUUCAGAUAGCCAGCGAGCAGAGAGAAGACUCAUACCAUUACCUGGUGUUUACUGAUGUCUUUGGGAACAGGACACAUGCAGUAGUGGUGCAGUACUACAGGCCUAUACAGGUGGGACGGCUCACCAGCUGAGCUUUAUUCAUGCCAACUGGAAUGCUUUGGAUUCUUGAAAAGUUGUUUAUACAAAGGGGCUUACUGUUACAUUACCUAUAUUAGCUAGGUUUAGAUCAUCAAAAGAUGGAUUGAUUAUAAACAUGGACAUCUGAGGCAUUUUAGGGACAUGUUUCCUGUUCACUGCUAAGUAGAAGUCUACAAAAAAUGCUGGUUGACGUUUAUUGGCAUGAAUCUUGUCCUGGAGGCAGAGCUGAUUGAUUUCCACUAGAUGGGUCAGCUGCAAAGUCAAAAUUGGCUAUAUACAGUGCAUUCGGAAAGUAUUCAGACCCCUUGACUCUUUCCACAUUUUGGUACGUUACAGCCUUAUUCUAAAAUUGAUUAAAUUGUUUUUUUCCUCAUCAAUCUACACACAAUACCCCAUAAUGACAGGUAUCUAUUUUUUGGGCAAAUAAAUAAAUAACCUGAAAUAUCACAUUUACAUAAGUAUUCAGUCCCUUUACUCAUUACUUUGUUAAAUCACCUUUGGCAGGGAAUACAGCCUCGAUUCUUCUUGGGUAUGACGCUACAAGCUUGGCACACCUGUAUUUGGGGAGUUUCUCCCAUUCUUCUCUGCAGAUCCUCUCAAGAUCUGUUAGGUUGGAUGGGGAGCGUCGCUACACAGCUAUUUUCAGGUCUCUCCAGAGUUGUUCGAUUGGGUUCAAGUCCGGGCUACUCAAGGACAUUCAGAGACUUGUCCCGAAGCCACUCCUGUGUUGUCUUGGCUGUGGGCUUAGGGUCAUUGUCCUGUUGGAAGGUGGAGCUUCGCCCCAGUCUGAGGUCCUGAGCACUCUGGAGCAUCAAGGAUCUCUCUGUACUUUGCUCCGUUCAUCUUUCCCUCGAUCCUGACUAGUCUCCCAGUCCCUGCCGCUGAAAAACAUCCCCACAGCGUGAUGCUGCCACCACCAUGCUUCACCGUAGGGAUGGUGCCAGGUUUCCUGCAGACGUGACGCUUUGCACUCAGGCCAAAGAGUUCAAUCUUGGUUUCAUCAGACCAGAGAAUCUUGUUUCUCAUGGUCAGAGUCCUUUUAGGUGCCUUUUGGCAAACUCCAAGCGGGCUGUCGUGGUCCUUUUACUGAGGAUUGGCUUCCAUCUGGCUACUCUACCAUAAAGGCCUGAUUUGUGGAGUGCUGCAGAGAUGAUUGUCCUUCUGGAAGGUUCUUCCAUCUCCACAGAAGAACUCUGGAGCUCUGUCAGAGUGACCAUUGGGUUCUUGGUCACCUCCCUGACCAUGGCCCUUCUCCCCCGAUUGCUCAGUUUGGCUGGGCGGCCAGCUCUAGGAAGAGUCUUGGUGGUUCCAAACUUCUUCCAUUUAAGAAUGAUGGAGGCCAUUGUUUUGGUACCGUUCCCCAGAUCUGUGCCUCAACACAAUCCUGUUUCGGAGCUCUACAGACAAUUAUUUCGACCUCAUAAUAAUAAAAUAAGCCUAAGACCUCAUGGCUUGGUUUUUGCUCUAACAUACACUGUCAACUGUGGGACCUUAUAUAGACAGGUGUGUGCCUUUCCAAAUCAGGUCCAAUCAAUGGAAUUUACCACAGGUGGACUCCAGUCAAGUUAUAUAAAUAUCUCAAGGAUGAUCAAUGGAAACAGGAUGCACCUGAGCUCAAUUUCAAGUCUCAUAGCAAAGUGUCUGAAUACUUAUGUAAAUAAGGUAUUUAUGUUCAAUACAGUUGCAAAAAUAUCUAAAAAAAACUGUUUAUUCUUUGUCAUUCUGGGGUAUUAUGUGUAGAUUGAUGAGAGAAUUUUUUUUAAAAUCAAUUUUAUUAGGCUGUAACAUAACAAAAUGUGAAAAGUCAAGGGGUCUGAAUACUUUCCAAAUGCACUGUAUCAUAAACAUUCAUGAAAACAAAAAUUAGGCUACGGUUAGGGCUCAGCAUAAGGUUAGCAGUGUGGUUAGGUUUAAAAUCUGAUUUUAUGACAUUGUGGCUGUGCCAACUAGUGACUACCCUGCAGAGCUGCCUCCAGUACACGAGUCAUCCCAAUAAAUGCCAACCUGCACAAAAAAUGUAGGUAUGUGUAUUACCUGCCUGUGUACUGUUUAGAACACAUGUCAAACUCAUUCCACGGAGGGCCGAGUGUCUGCGGGUUUUCACUCCUCCCUUGUACUUGAUUGAUGAAUUAAGGUCACUAAUUAGUAAGGAACUCCCCUCACCUGGUUAUCUAGGUCUUAAUUGAAAGGAAAAACCAAAAACCUGCAGACACUAGGACCUCUAUGGAAUGAGUUUGACACUCCUGGUUAGAAGGACAUAUGACAUAGUAGGCCUACAGUCAUUUCACCGUUCCAGAGAUCCUCAUCAGGUCAUUGGUCACUGUGGAAAACGUUGAUCUCCGAUUGGUUGUUUGCUUCCCAGUUCUUUCAGGAUGUUGGGCACCAAAAUGGCCAUCGGUCGUCCUCCAAAUCGUCUCGUCUCUACACGGCAUAUGGUAUCUGUGUCAUCUCUAAAUACCCUUACUACAACGCUCUCAGGGACUGCCUGUCAUGGUGAGAACAAUUCACUGUUGUCUUACUCCUCUAGGUCUUUGUGUUCAAGUAAAUCCUGGAAGAGAAUACCAAACAGUACCUGAUAUCAAAAUAAAUACAGCCAGAUGUGGGCCAUCAUCAUGAAGUGUCAAUGAUCAGUGAUCAGUUAACUCAUCUUUAGGCACCUAUUGACCUGAAUGUUAAUGUUUUUACUGUAUGGCGUCCCUCUGUCCUCUGUGUGCUCAGUCUCUUGACCCAGCUCAAGCCCAGCUGGAUGGGGGACUUUGAGGAGAGGGUGAAGGAGUUUUCAGCCAAGCUGGCGCUGGUGCCCAUUCCCCCACCUGGGCAACUUCAUGUGGUGAGCCAAUUGUCGCUCUCUCCAUCCCGCUCUAUGAUUUACGUGCAUUAUUAAACCGUGCUAUAUGCGAUACUAUAUGCCAUUUAGCAGACGCUUUUUUAAAGUGCCAUGCUCUACCAACUGAGCCAUACAGGACAAGAUCAUGUUUAUGGAUUAUAUUGUCAUGUAUUAUUUUGUAUUGUUAAGUUGGCAAUGUUACACCAGGAUAAUCUGUGUGUUGUUGAUGAUCCAUGUUGUUCCUCUGUCCUGUCCCAGGUCUUUAACCUCAGGCCUCUCCAGAUUGGGCUUCCCUCCCGGGAGGAUAAGGACCGGCCGGCUGUUGACCUGGACCUCCAUUUGCCUUUCCUGUGCUUUAGACCCCGACAGCUCCUCCAAGUGAGGACAGUAUGUUUCUGUCUACCUGUUUGGAUUGGUACAAGACGUGUAUGUCUCGAUAUAAAUGUAACCGUGUGUGUGUGUGUGUGUGUGUGUGUGUGCCUGCGUGCCGGUGUCUUUGUGUUGUUCAGAUCAUUACCAGCCUGUUGACAGAGCAGAGGGUAGUACUGUUCUCCUGUGACUGGGCCCGGCUCACCCUGCUGGCAGAGAGCCUGAUGCUCUUCAUCCACCCCCUGGUGUGGCAGCACCCCUUCGUGCCCGUCCUCUCACGCCAGAUGCUGGACUUCCUCAUGGCGCCCACCGCCUACCUCAUGGGCUGUCAUCUGCACCACUAUGAAGAGGUGGCUGCGGUAAGGAUGGAUUUUCACUUCAUGGCCAUGCUAGAAUAGCGUGAUCUGGUAUUGAUGGUGAUGGUUGUAGUGAUGGUAAUUGUGUUAGUGAUAGUGACCUCAACCUGGGGCGGCAGGUAGCCUAGUGGUUAGAUAAGUGGGCCUUGAGCAAGGCACUUAACAACCUAUAACUGCUCCAGGGGCACUGCACUGUGGCUGACUCAUUUUUCCAGCCCCUCUAGGUGUGUGUGUGUGUGUGUCUUUGGGGGUUGGGUUGUGCAUAAAGACACAUUUCCAUUCUCUGUAAGUUAAUGGACAAUAAAGUACAUCUUCUUUUACCUUCCCUUACCUCAUGGGCUGCCACCUGCACCACAACAAGGAGGUAGCCGCGGUAAGGAGCACUCACACAAUAGUCUGGCAAUUUUUCUUGCAUCAGUGAUUUAUUUAUUAUUUAAUACACAGAUAUAUCAUGCUUUAUUAAGAUUUAUUAUCAGUUUCCACUUGCGUGCACAGUACAGAGGAUAAUGUGGUUCAAUGUCCUAACUGACACUGAGUUAAGAGUCAAGUUCAUUUUAGCUUACCCACUUGACUUGGCCCUAAUCCGUUGUUCUCCUCCGUCACACUGUAUUCUCUAAGAGGGGCAGUGUUGUGUAUUUCUGUGUUUUCCCUACAUGACAGGAAACGGAUGAUCUGAUCCUGGUUAAUAUUGAUGAUGGGACCGUGUCGUCUUCCUGGUCUGAUGGGGUUGACCUGCCGGAUGUCCCGCUGGCAGCCCGAGAGUGUUUUAUAACACGGUAGGACAGGAGACAGGGGCGUGUUCAUUAGGGCUCGCCGUAGCAAAAUGUUUUGCAACAGAAAAUGGAAAUGAACAUUUCGUAUUGUACUGUUCAGGCUGUCCCUUCCCGUUUCAGUCUGUUUUCUUUCGUUUGGUGCCUAAUGAAUUUGACCUAGAGGACAAGACUCUUGGUUAGUCUGCUGUCUUAAGAUAUUACAAUGUGGAUUGUAAUGAAUAGGGGAAGGGAUUUUAUGCAGAUAAGCGUGCCACAUGUUUUCAGAAUAUUUCACCAUGUCGAGCAUUGGAAUAGAAAAUGUUUUGUUACCCCUCCCCUUUAAGUGUGUGUGUGUGUGUGUGCAGGGUGGAGGGUCUUCAGGUGCACUAUGACCUGGAAGUGUGUCACCUGGGGGCCAGUACAGAUGUGAACGAGCUGAGGGCCCAGAGGAAGCAGUGGCAGAGGAAACUCAACACACACAUCCAGAACAUCACUCUGGAACUCAUCGUCAACAUAUUCAGGUCAGCAUCAUUUAUAGAAUUGUAUUUUACCUUUUAUUUUACCGGGCAGGUCAGUUAAGAACAAAUUCUUAUUUACAAUGACUGCCUGGCAAGAGACAAAAGGCAUAUAAUAAUAAUAUAAUUUAGCAGAUGCUUUUAUCCAAAGCGACUUACAGUCAUGCGUGCAUAAUUUUUUUUCUUGUGUAUGGGUGGUCCCGGGGAUCGAACCCACUACCCUGGCGUUACAAGCGCCGUGCUCUACUAGCUGAGCUACAGAGGACCACAUCAAAUCUAUACUGUGUUGUUAUUCACUGUCGUUCACUAUGACUUAAAAUGUACUGUACAUAAUUAAAAUAAUAUUAUUACAUAGUUGUUACAAUAUUAUAACCUAAUUUACAUGCUUUAAUUAUGUAACUUUGAUAAUUGAGACUCAAAUUGAGCAUAUCUAGAUAUACAUAUCUAACGCUGUUAGUUAUCAUAUUAAAUCCUGCUUUAUUACAACCAAUACAAUUGCAAUUCCCUGUGCAAAAUCACAGCAAUUUCCUGUAAAAUAUCAGGACAGGAAAGCUAAUCUAGUGAUUAUUACCCCCCCAACCACCACUACAGAGAAGUUCACGAUCACCUCAACUAUGAGCACAGAGUCUUCAACAGUGAAGAGUUCCUUAGGUCUAGAGAGCCAGCAGACCAGCCAUUUUACAAGAAGGUAUGACACAAAUCCUGGUCUGUCUGUUCAGUGAGAUGUCAAUCUCUGUUUGACUUUGAACCUACAAAGUUUGGGGCAAUAUUUGCUGUCCAGCAUGUGAUCCAAUUGGAAGUGAAUGCAGUGUAUUUUGUCUUCUUUGCAGGUGUUGGACACACACAUCUUCCACUCAUUCCUACGGGAUCGUCUGAACAGGAAGAUGGACGCGUUCACAAGCAUGGAGCUGAGUACUCGGACAGAAGCUUACAGGUGAGAGGGAAGAUGAGAGUUUGGCAUAAAUAUUUACCUUUUAAACUAGUAAGAGUUUAUUUUGACCUUGCAAAUGGAAUUAGUUUCAAUAGGAUUUCAAUUUGGUUAAAUGUUUUGUUUUUGCCCUAGCACUAACACACUUGAUUCAACUCAUCAACUCCUCAUCAAUCCUUUGCUUAGAAUCAGGUGUGUUAGUGGUACGGCAAAAACAAAAAUGUGCACCCCUUUGGGUUCCCAGGACUAGGUUUGGUAAACAGUGCAGUACUGUAUCUUCAAAUUCACAUCCUGCUAUAAGCACAGCCUUUCCCCUGAUGUCUGUCCUCGCUCCGGGGUGACGUUUCCCCUAGGUGCAGAUCUAGGAUCAGCUUCCCCUCCCCCAAUCCUAACCUUAACCAUUAGUGGGGAAAUGCUAAACUGACGCAAGAUCAGCAUCUAGGGGCAACUUCACCCUCCACCUCUGGCCUCUUCCCCAGGCUGAGGUCCAUGACAGAGUCUCCACGGCGGCCCACCAUGCAGGAGCUGGCCCGUAAAUACACCAGCCCAGAGAGCCGGCUCAGCAAGAGGCUGGGGGCCAGCCUGCCCAACCUGGAGGAGGGUGUGGGGUCUCUGGUGGGGCCCCUAAGGCAGACCUCCUUCAAGAAGAUACAGGUGGACAGCGGUAGGUUCAGGUGGACAGCUGUAGGUUCAGGUGGACAGUUGUAGGUUCAGGUGGACAGCUGUAGGUUCAGGUGGACAGCGGGAGGUUGUAGGUUCAGGUGGACAGCGGUAGGUUUAGGUGGACAGCAGGAGGUUUAGGUGGACAGCGGUAGGUUCAGGUGGACAGCGGGAGGUUUAGGUGGACAGCGGUAGGUUCAGGUGGACAGCGGGAGGUUUAGGUGGACAGCGGGAGGUUUAGGUGGACAGCGGUAGGUUUAGGUGGACAGCGGUAGGUUUAGGUGGACAGCGGUAGGUUUAGGUGGACAGCGGUAGGUUUAGGUGGACAGCGGGAGGUUUAGGUGGACAGCGGGAGGUUUAGGUGGACAGCGGUAGGUUUAGGUGGACAGCGGUAGGUUCAGGUGGACAGCGGUAGGUUCAGGUGGACAGCGGUAGGUUUAGGUGGACAGCGGGAGGUUCAGGUGGACAGCGGUAGGUUCAGGUGGACAGCGGUAGGUUCAGGUGGACAGCGGUAGGUUUAGGUGGACAGCGGUAGGUUUAGGUGGACAGCGGUAGGUUCAGGUGGACAGCGGGAGGUUUAGGUGGACAGCGGUAGGUUCAGGUGGAUGGUGCUUGUUGAUGCCAAUAGUUAUAUUUCGUGAUUUCUGAACAAUUAGAUUGAGUGUUAAUUGGUUGAGGUAAAGAUCUGCAUACGCAGUGGUUCCACCCCAGGAUCUAAGUUAAGAAACCCUGUUGUAGUUGACCACUACCAAAAAUUGUCUAUUAUAUUGACAAGAUAGUCAAGUGACUGCUCUAACAAUGAAAAUGCAUGUCCUCAAAGAUGGAUGCUAGGCAGGAGGCGAGAUCAGGUGGGACCUUUCUAGCCAAUGAGAGGGCAGAUACACAUGUGAACAACAGGCCAUAGAGAUAAAUAGAGGACUCAUCUUUGUGUCUGUGUCAUUAUAGUGUCUGUGAUAGCAUGGGCAUUUUAAAGUAAUACAUUCUCUUCAUUGGCUGAUUUCUCCCAACUUCUAGGAAUCCCCACCCAGUUGACUACUUGGUGGAAUGGUGGAAGCCCUCAAUGGCAAUGACCAUGCUAAAACGGGUUAUAUCCAUGAUGAGUCCUCUAUCUACCUCUAUGACAACAGGCACACUUUUAUAUCAGUGUAUUCGUAACAACCUAACCAUUACGAAACUUCUAUUAGAUCAAAUAAGCCUCGCAUAGCAAAUUAGCAAUUACAUUUCUUGAUGACCAAAUUCGACAAUCAUUGAUCUCCAUAAAAAAAAUCUGAACUUCGUGGGCUUAUUUUGGUGGAGUAAAACUCCUGCUUCGCCUCGUCCUCUCUGCCACUACCAUUGACAGGCAAAGAAUAUAACUCGGGGGUGUCAAACUCAUUCUGCCCGGGGGCCGCACUCGUUCUUCAGAGGUCUGGAGGGCCACACUGAAAAUAUAUUAUAUUUCCUUGCUGUCAAAACUUGCUACAAAUAGUCUUCUAUCAGUCGUUUUUGGAAUUUUCAAUGCUCCCUGACUGUCUAGUGAUUAAUUGCGAGCUGGACAGUCAAGAAAUUGUAUUAAAAUAGGUCCAUUAUCAUUUCGAUUUGGUUUUAGUCAUUUUAAAGUAUAUUUAAAGUGGUUUACUCAAACCACCCUCGGGCCGGAUUUGACACCCCUGAUAUAACUUAUAAAUACCUCAUGAGCUUGGUUUAACUGUCGUACCCCAUCAGAACCCAAAAUAUAAGCUUGUUUUAUUCCAAUAUUUGUAAACAAAGUAAAUGUAAACAAGCACCGUAUAGCCUCAAACCAUGGUUAAAACUAUAAUUUGGAUAUCAUGAAUGGUCGGUCCUUGCAUUCAUAGCUCUGUCUCUGAAUUUGAGAGUGAUUAAAAAAUAUAUCCAGCCCCGUCCGUCAGCUUUUUACCGAAACAGUGGUCGGGAGAAGUUUUGUUAUUGUUUCUACUGCUGAUUGGCUCUUUUAAGGGUUCCUCUGUAAUGAAUGGAUUUCAUCUAAGAAACACUGAUCUUAGUUCUUGAAACCUUUUGUGAUGGAACCCCAUAGGUAUGAAGUCUCCCCAGAGGCCAGUGAGAUCCUUCAAGCUUCCUGAGUUCCCCCCUCCGCUGGCCUACCACUACGUCCAGAAUUACUACCAGGAGAUGAUCACCCUCCUGGGCAAGGCCAUCAGUGGGGCGGCCUCCGAGGACUCCUCUCUCCUGGCCCGCUACCACUACCUCCGGGGCUUCGUCAACACCGUGGCCGGUAAACGCCUGGAUGCUCUGGAAGACUUCCAGAACCUCUACAAGACAGACACUGACAUCUUCCCUGGCGAGCUGGUCAACGCGCUGGUGGACUCUCUACAGGAGGGCGAACGGGCACAGGUUGACCGCCGACCCGAGAUCAAACGCCUGAUUAGUCGAGUGAAGAGGGACCAUGAGAGGGAGCGGGCGCGCCAUGACGACGAAGGUGUCAAGCGGUUCCAGCUGCCGAAAAAGCACAUGCAGUUGGAAGACUUUGUGAGGCACGUGCAGGAGUCUGGGAUUGUCAAGGACCAGGGAACCAUUCACCGGCUGUUUGAGGCGCUCACUGUGGGUAAGGAAGUCACACAGACUCCAAGCUUAGAAAGAAGGAAAUGAGAGAGGGUAAAGGAGAGAGGGUUGUCUCUCUUGGUGGAUGGUUUCUUCUGUUGGUUUUACAGUAGCCCCUUGUUGUAUGGGACUUAUCAGGAACAUAAUCCAAUUGAUAAUACUUGGCCUAUACUCCGUAAUCACUCCAGUCCCUGUGAUUGAUGUGUUAAUACUUUACUACCUGUAGAGUGAAUGCUCAUGCUAAUUCAUCUGACUAUUGAAUCUGCUUAAUUUCUUAUCCUUUACCGAUCAGAAUGUUGUAAGAGCAGCUUGGGUUGGCAUGGUGGUGGUGGUGGUGGCUCUGCGGUGAAGGCUUCUUCCCAGUCUAUCUUUUACCUUGAUUCCAAUCUGGAGGGUAAGCAUAGCAUUAUGCCCUGCCUGCUUGCAGAGUGUGCUGUGCCCAACUCCAACCUUGCUGUGUGCGUGCGUGUGUGUGUGUGUGUGUGUGUGUAUUGCUUUGGCCUGUGUUCAUUCUGCUUAAUCAACUAUCCCCUCAAGUCUUAAAUCUGAGAAGUGUUUGCUUUUAACAUUAGUGUCGCUUCAAACACCACCUCACGUAGCAUUCAAGGCUGACGUCUGGUUAAUGGUUUCCUUCUCUUUUUUUCACUUGAUGUCUUUGUUUUGAAGGACAGAAUAGAAUUCGUCCUAUGUGUUCAAUUGACUGUGCUACAGGACAUUUCACCUUACAUAGGAGUCAUAAUGUGCACGUCUAGUAGGGCCGGGGACGAUACCAGUAUCGAAACAAAACACCAAGCUAAUUUAACUUCUUUAGGAAAACAACCCUAAUGUUGGAAACAAACAUCAUUGUGUUGUCAUCCAGAGUCACAUAAAUUUAUUGUCCAAGCUAUAGAACACUAUUUUACAUACAGCAGGUUUUUUAACAUUUACAUUUACAUUUACGUCAUUAAGCAGAGCGACUUACAAAUUGGUGCAUUCACCCUAUAGCCAGUGGGAUAACCACUUUACAAUAUGUUUUUUUUUUUUUUUUUUUUUUUUUUGGCGGGGGGGUAGAAGGAUUACUUUAUCCUAUCCCAGGUAUUCCUUAAAGAGGUGGGGUUUCAAAUGUCUCCGGAAGGUGGUGAGUGACUCCGCUGUCCUGGCGUCGUGAGGGAGCUUGUUCCACCAUUGGGGUGCCAGAGCAGCGAACAGUUUUGACUGGGCUGAGCGGGAACUAUGCUUCCGCAGAGGAAGGGGAGCCAGCAGGCCAGAGGUGGAUGAACGCAAUGCCCUCGUUUGGGUGUAGGGACUGAUCAGAGCCUGAAGGUACAGAGGUGCCGAUCCCCUCACAGCUCCAUAGGCAAGCACCAUGGUCUUGUAACAGAUGCGAGCUUCAACUGGAAGCCAGUGGAGUGUGCGGAGGAGCGGGGUGACGUGAGAGAACUUGGGAAGGUUGAACACCAGACGGGCUGCGGCAUUCUGGAUGAGUUGUAGGGGUUUAAUGGCACAGGCAGGGAGCCCAGCCAACAGCGAGUUGCAGUAAUCCAGACGGGAGAUGACAAGUGCCUGGAUUAGGACCUGUGCCGCUUCCUGUGUAAGGCAGGGUCGUACUCUCCGAAUGUUGUAGAGCAUGAACCUGCAGGAUCGGGUCACCGCCUUGAUGUUAGCGGAGAACGACAGGGUGUUGUCCAGGGUCACGCCAAGGCUCUUCGCACUCUGGGAGGAGGACACAACGGAGUUGUCAACCGUGAUGGCGAGAUCAUGGAACGGGCAGUCCUUCCCCGGGAGGAAGAGCAGCUCCGUCUUGCCAGGGUUCAGCUUGAGGUGGUGAUCCGUCAUCCAUACUGAUAUGUCUGCCAGACAUGCAGAGAUGCGAUUCGCCACCUGGUUAUCAGAAGGGGGAAAGGAGAAGAUUAGUUGUGUAUCGUCAGCGUAGCAAUGAUAGGAGAGGCCAUGUGAGGAUAUGACAGAGCCAAGUGACUUGGUGUAUAGGGAGAAUAGGAGAGGGCCUAGAACUGAGCCCUGGGGGACACCAGUGGUGAGAGCACGUGGUGCGGAGACAGCUUCUCGCCACGCCACUUGGUAGGAGCGACCGGUCAGGUAGGACGCAAUCCAGGAGUGAGCCGCGCCGGAGAUGCCCAGCUCGGAGAGGGUGGAGAGGAGGAUCUGAUGGUUCACAGUAUCAAAGGCAGCAGACGGGUCUAGAAGGACAAGCGCAGAGGAGAGAGAGUUAGCUUUAGCAGUGCGGAGAGCCUCCGUGACACAGAGAAGAGCAGUCUCAGUUGAAUGACCAGUCCUGAAACCUGACUGGUUUGGAUCAAGAAGGUCAUUCUGAGAGAGAUAGCAAGAGAGUUGCCUAAAGACGGCACGCUCAAUAGUUUUGGAAAGAAAAGAAAGAAGGGAUACUGGUCUGUAGUUGUUGACAUCAGUGGGAUCGAGUGUUGGUUUUUUGAGAAGGGGUGCAACUCCCGCUCUCUUGAAGACGGAAGGGACAUAGCCAGCGGUCAAGGAUGAGUUGAUCAGCGAGGUGAGGUAGGGGAGAAGGUCACCGGAGAUGGUCUGGAGAAGAGAGGAGGGGAUGGGGUCAAGCGGGCAGGUUGUUGGGCGGCCUGCAGUCACAAGUCGCAGGAUUUUAUCUGGAGAGAGAGGGGAGAAAGAAGUCAAAGCAUAGGGUAGGGCAGUGUGAGCAGGACCAGCAGUGUCAUUAGACUUAACAAACGAGGAUCGGAUGUCGUCAACCUUCUUUUCAAAGUGGUUGACGAAGUCAUCCACAGAGAGAGAGGAGGGAGGGGGGAGGGGGGGAGGAUUCAGCAGGGAGGAGAAUGUGGCAAAUAGCUUCCUAGGGUUAGAGGCAGAUGCUUGGAAUUUAGAGUGGUAGAAAGUGGCCUUAGCAGCAGAAACAGAUGAAGAAAAUGUAGAGAGGAGGGAGUGAAAAGAUGCCAGGUCGGCAGGGAGUUUAGUUUUCUUCCAUUUCCGCUCCGCUGCCCGGAGUUCUGUUCUGUGAGCUCACAAUGAGUCAUCAAGCCACGGAGCUGGAGGGGAGGACCGAGCCGGCCGGGAGGAUAGGGGACACAGAGAGUCAAAGGAUGCAGAAAGGGAGGAGAGGAGGGUUGAGGAGGCAGAAUCAGGAGAUUGGAGGGAGAAGGAUUGAGCAGAGGGAAGAGAUGAUAGGAUGGAAGAGGAGAGAGUAGUGGGAGAGAGAGAGCGAAGGUUGCGGCGGCGCAUUACCAUCUGUGUAGGGGCAGAGUGAGUAGUGUUGGAGGAGAGCGAGAGAGAAAAGGAUACAAAGUAGUGGUCGGAGACAUGGAGGGGAGUUGCAGUGAGAUUAGUAGAAGAGCAGCAUCUAGUAAAGAUGAGGUCAAGCGUAUUGCCUGCCUUGUGAGUAGGGGGGGACGGUGAGAGGGUGAGGUAAAAAGAGGAGAGGAGUGGAAAGAAGGAGGCAGAGAGAAAUGAGUCAAAUGUAGACGUAGGGAGGUUGAAAUCCCCCAAAACUGUGAGGGGUGAGCCAUCCUCAGGAAAGGAACUUAUCAAGGCGUCAAGCUCAUUGAUGAACUCUCCAAGGGAACCUGGAGGGCGAUAGAUGACAAGGAUAUUAAGCUUAAAUGGGCUAGUGACUGUGACAGCAUGGAAUUCAAAUGAGGAGAUAGACAGAUGGGUUAGGGGAAAAAUUGAGAAUGUCCACUUGGGAGAGAUGAGGAUUCCUGUGCCACCACCCCUCUGACCAGAUGCUCUCGGGGUAUGCGAGAACACAUGGUCAGACGAGGAGAGAGCAGUAGGAGUAGCAGUGUUUUCAGUGGUAAUCCAUGUUUCCGUCAGCGCCAGGAAGUCGAGGGACUGGAGGUUAGCAUAGGCUGGGAUGAAGUCAGCCUUGUUGGCAGCAGAACGGCAGUUCCAGAGGCUGCCUGAGACCUGGAACUCCAGGUGUGGGGUGCGUGCAGGGACCAAAGAGUUUAGUCUGCUUUGUGUUUUCAAUUUCGGCAUGGAAAAAAUAUUGUGAUACUGGUAUCGUCCCGGCCUUAACGUCCAGUGAGCUUUGUGUGAAUCUCUUGCUCCAGUGAACCCACACACUAUGGACUUUCUCCACCAACCAACCAAAAAAAGGCUGUGUAAUGUGGUUCCUAAUAAUAUAACUCCUUCCCCAACCCUGCUAGCUUAUCACCUUUCCAUCCUAGCUCAUUGAUUACAUUGUUUUGAAUCAUUGUGAAGUACAGUGACUGUAAACUGCUCCAAAGGUUGCACAAUUCCUUAAACUUUCCCAAAAUACCCAGAUUUUCCCAGAAAUUGAUGAUUUCUGGAAUCAGGAAUAAACAAUCUGCAAGGGAAUCCUCCAACAUGGAAUUAUUCUAACUAGAUUUCAAAACGGGGAAAAAACAGGGAAUUUGGGUGAAGUUUUAGGAAUUUUUGCAGCCCUAACUGUAGACUUCCUUCUGUAGGCCAGCAGAAACAGGUGGACCCGGAGAUCUUCCGAGUGUUCUACACCUUCUGGAAGGAGACGGAGGCCGAGGCUCAGGAAGUGGCCCUGCCGGCCUCGGCCCUGGAGCACCUGGAGGCUAACGAGUGUGUGUUCAAGCUGUCCUCUUCGGUCAAGACCAGCCACGGCGUGGGCAAGAUCGCCAUGACACAGAGACGGCUGUUCUUGCUGACCGAAGGACGACCCGGGUACAUGGAGGUCACCAAGUUCAGAGACAUUGAGGCGAGUUAGGACCUAAUGGAUCUACGUUCCUACUACACUUUAUGUGAUAUACUGAAUAUCAUUCAUGAUACUAGACACUUAUAUAGAUAUUACUACAGUAUAUGAAUACAUUAAGCCAGGGAUGGGCAACUGGUGACCUUUUGAAGGCCCUCGGAUCAAUAAUGACAAAAUAAGUAUAUAUUAAAAAUAAAUAAAAAUAAAUGUAUUAACUCUGUCGGGGUCUCAACUUACUGUUGCAAGUUAGAAUAGUAGAAUACACAAGGUGCAAUUUAGAAAUUUGGUUGUGCGUCAACAGUUUUUCUCUUAUGUCAAUCACUGAUAGUCAUUCAAUUAGCCCAUGUCAGCUAACAUUUUUAGAUUGGAAGCGGCCAGCUAUCUAAACUUAACAUGGUUGAAUUACCGGCCGAGGUGCCCCAUUUGAUUUUGUUAGUCAGUCUCACUCAGAUAUCAUAUUAAAACUGCAAACAUUUCUCUCCGCCCCAUGUCAAUAUGAGUAGAAUUGCAUGAUUUGUUUAAUAAAAUUGCACAAUCUUCUCUCGGCCCCAUGGCAAAAUGUGAAGAAUUGCAGCAAACUUGCUUUGAUGUAUGCACAUGUGGGUACGCAGUUCAGAUUUUUUGUGGCCCCCACCCCGAUCAAAGUUGCCCAUCCCUCCAUUAAGCUAUACAAUAAUAAAAUAAAUAAUGUUUUAUGUGCUUAUAGAUAUGUCAUCUAUGCUUUACUAUGCAGCUGGAUCUGUUCCCUAAAACACUGUAUUUCAUGUACUGUCAUAUCAUUGAGGAACAGGACAUUUUCCUGGCUCUAUCCAUGUUAUGAUUGCUUAUAGCAAGUGUUACAAUGCACUGUAAGUAUGUCAUAAGGCACUAUAAAUACAUUCAUAAGGCUUUAUACAUGUGUACCAUCAUACAAAGUGUUACCAAAUAUUAUAUUAGAAAAUGAAUUUCAAAGAUGGUGUUAGGUGAAUAACUGGUCCCAGAUCUGUGGUCUUUACAACCAUAGGAGUUGGCUAUACAGCACAAACAGAUGUGGGACCAGGCUAGUGAAUAACCGGUUGGCUGUUGUACCUCAGGAGGUGAAGAUCUCCUCUGCUCCCUUCCUACUGCUGAGGAUCCCAUCUCUGAAGAUCAAGACCACCCUGAGGAAGGAGACGUUCGAGGUCAACCUGAAGUCAGAGGUUGACCUCUGGCACCUCAUGGUCAAGGAGAUGUGGGCUGGAAGGAAGAUGGCCGACGACCACAAGGUAGGAUGUCAAAAUGGACUGGAAACUUUGUUAAUCUCUCUGUCUCUGGGCCAAUCAUAUCCAAUUCUUCCUGAAUUGUGCACUCGUUCACUACUUCCCACAUUUCUAGGAGUUGGGUUGGUGAAGGCAUGGGCCUUAUUUCACCGUAUGUCUUAUACUGUACCAGACAUUUCCUUUCAAAUCAGUAAAUGGAAGUGAACAAGGACACCCUUUUGGGUGGAAGGAGCGAUAAUUGGGACAUAUUUUCUCUCACUCUCGCUAUCUCGCUCUGCAUACGACUAUGUAUUUACGUAUGCCUAGUAUGUAGCUACACUAUGAAGGGAGUUUUUCUUCAGUAGCACAGAUGGCCAACGUUGGCACUAAAACCAUUCUUUCCUGAUCCCACCCUGGGCCUCUCUGGCAAAUUAGACUGUAGCUCAGUGGGUGUGGUUGACAUUCCAUGGAAGAGGUGGAGCUAUGGAGUUUCAUAUGGGCUCUAUUGUUCAGCCAGUCCAAAGUCUGCACUACUCUCCAGCCUUCAGUUUCUGCUAUUAAACUACAUGAAACAACAUGGACACUUCUGGCUCCCGGCCCAUAUCACUCACGUAUUGUCGUCUUCUCUGUUAUCACUGGAAAGACCGCAUAAUUAAGGCCUCAUCCCCUGCUGCCUCCACCUAGCCUAGCUCCGGAUCUGUUUGUGCUGUCGUGGCAUAACAAUAACAAUAACUAUACUAGGCAAGGAGUUGGUAAGACAGAACAAACAGAUCUGGCACCAGGCUAGCCUCCCCCAACACCAUGCCAUGGAGUUGCUGUAAGAGCCAGUCCAUCAGGUUUACAAACUACUGGCCCUAGAGAGAUUUGGCUUUUUUCUUCUUUUUCAUGUUGACGUCAGUAUGAUGUCAUGGGAAACAGACUCUUUUGUACAUCUGGAGUAUGCAGAGAAUGUGGGACGUUCAUCAUAAUUCAUAUACAUAUGAAUAUAAUCUCUAAUCUGCAUUGUUUCUCUUUUUCUUUCGCUCUCUCUUCCUCUCCUACUCUCUCGAUCUCUCUCAGGACCCCCAGUAUAUGCAGCAGGCUCUGACCAACGCCCUGUUGAUGGAUGCAGUGGUUGGCUGUCUGCAGUCACAAAAGGCUAUUUUUGCUGCAACCAAGCUGGCACACUUUGACAGAAUGAAACUGGAAGGUAUGGCAACUGAGAUUGCUUAUGGAACUCUGAUUAGGUUUAAACAGCUUGUAUCUCCCAAAGUUGAUAUUUUUGCAUGACAAACAGACACUGGAAAAACAUCAGAUCAUACCAAAAAAUUCAACAUAUUAGGUCAUUGAAAUGAAUAGCUUUACAGAAAGUGCAUGUUUAUAAGAGUCUUGUUUCUAAUGCAAUUCAAACGUUGACCUCUGACCUUUCUCUCCAUCCUGAGCAGUCCCGAUGAUGGUCCCUAAAACCACGUCAGAAACCUUGAAGCACAAGAUCAACCCAUCUCUGGACUUGACUAGCCCCCAGGCGGUAGAUGUUCUGCUCUACACCCCAGGUAAACUCUCAGGCACACUGUCAAUCUCAAAGGAAGGUAACAGUCAUGACGUGGAGCGUCAAACUAGAGCUGACAUCAGACACCAUUCAGUUCCUAUCCAACAAACUGGUAACACUACAUAUCUGUUGUAUGAUUUCCCAGUACUAUAAAUACCCUACUGAAUGCUCAGUAAAUCAAGUAGGUGCUGCUGGUAUUUCCCAUUCAACCCCACUUCAACCUCUCCUCCAGUCUAGGACAUCCCACGUACCCUCACAGACACUACUCCUCAGAUCAUAACUAUAAUGGUAGUAGACUUCAAAUCUGUCUUCUGCAGUCGAGGUAUUGCACGACAACAACACAUGAGAGUCAGGUUGUCUGUGUACUAGUAACAAAUGUCACAUUCCAGACCUGGGUUCAAAUACUAUUUAAUAAUCGUUCAAAUACUUUGUGUGUUUGUUUUUAAUCUGCCUUGAGUGCCAGGUCGGUGGGGUUUGCACUUUUGGGACUAUUCUAUUGCAACAGGCAAUCAAGCACUGCUAAAGUAUUUGAAAUGAUUUAAAAUGGUAUUUGAACCCAGGUCUGUCACACUCCCUACUGCUGCUAGGACCGUGACAGUGUGACGGUGACAGUGUCAGGUUACAGGAGGAGGCUUGGCAGAAAGGGCCAGAGGCGUUGUUUUAAUUUAUUUUACAGCCUCUUAAACAAAUAAUGAGGCGCAGAUUUUCACAACGCAUCACCACCAACCACUUCCUGUUCUGUUCCUUACUUUCAUCCUUAGUUUCAUGCAGUGUUUACUGAAAGUAGACUCAUAUAGUAGUCACCAUAUAAUCACUGUCAUUGUUCCUACUUCUCCAACCACAGAUGUCUAGAUUUUAUUACACAGACCUGUAUUACACAAUAUCUGACACAAUAAGAUGUUUGAUUCUGACUUCUAUAUUAAUUUCACAUCUGAAACAUAUGUUUCUAACAUCAAUCGUUUGAAAUAGUGUUUUUCUCAGACUCAAUAGUACGUCUCAAAACGUGUUUUGACUGGGCAGAUCAUAAUAAAUAUGCUUUAGUCUGCAAGGCUCCUCAGUCCCAGCACUUUAGCUAAAAUCAAGGUUCUCUGUGUAAAGGAGCCUGUGUCUUAACCUAGUGACAUCUGGGUUAAGACACAGUGUCCCUUUGUUUAACACAGUGUCCCUUCUCCCUACUCCUUCCCCAGGUCCUCUCACAGACAGUGAUGUGUUUGUCUGAGCCUUCCCCCUGAUCGGUCCAUCUGUAUCCAAUUAGAAAGUGGCAUGGUAGCGGCCAUGGUACGGGGCCUGGACAUGACCCUCUAGGCCAGAGGUUCUCAAACCUCUCCUCGGAGACCCCCAAGCCAUUCCAUGUCUUUGAACAAUUCCAGAGCUGGCACUCCUGAUUCAACUUGUCAACUAAUCAUCAAGCCCUCGAAUAGGUGAAUCAGGGGAGCUAGUUCUAGUUCAGGGCUACAACAAACUUGUGAAACGUCUGGGGGUCCCCAAGGAGCGGUUUGAGAACCACUAUUCUAGGCAUAAGUAAUAAUGCUGCUUCAGCACAGAGCACCAUUGAAGUCCCAGCUCUCAGGGACUAAAUAUAGGCCACUGAUUUACCCUUGGCCCGUGUCCAGAUUCCCUCCUCCCUUCCUCCUUUCUGUUCUGUUCAUCACUCCUCCCCAUGAAAGGGAGGAUGUGACACAUCAAGUUUUCUUUUCUUUUUCCUAUUAUGAUUUGAAAAAUAAAUGUUAAGAGGAAAUAGAACAGCUAGCCUAAAGGUGGACAGAUUUAGAUUGUAUUCCAUAAUAUGGAUUGAUGUCUGAAAAGUUCUGUAAACUGUAAAUGUUUACACUUCAUCAGUGUGUGUGUGUGAGAGAUAUUCAGCUUUGCUUGUAAGACACUAGAUGUAUUAGAAUAUACGUAUUUAUUAUAAAUAAAGAAUAUUAAAUGCAUUUCAGCUUCACAGCCUUCAUCAGGGUGAUUUAUUUUUUAUUUAUUUUUAUUUAACGGUAUAGUUACCAUCUCUACUAGUCAAACCAUGAGCUACUUACUGUAUUUGAAUCAGACCUACAGUAUAUUGACUUUUUCAGUAUGUGAGAGAGAUUCCCAUGCGGGCCAGUAUGAAAAAUUUAUGCACUCACUAAUUGGAAGUCGCUCUGGAUAAGAGCAUCUGCUAAAUGACUAAAAUGUAAAUUGGAUCACUAACAAUACAACUUUUCAUGACUGUAAGUCGCUUUGGAUAAAAGCGUCUGCUAAAUGGCAUAUUAUUAUAUUCUGCCAUGCUUGUAGGACAAUAGAAGUAGGAGCAUAGAAAAUGCGGAUUCAGGCGUUCCAGCAUUCAGCAAUAUUUUUGUUUACAUUCUCAGGCCAGCUGGGCGUGUCGUCUGACUCUGAAGGUGAUGGGAACCCCAAACUGUGGUGUGCCCUGAGCGACGGGAAGGUGGUGGUGUUUGAUGCAGCCAGCUGGUCCAUGCAAGAGAACCAAGUCCAAGUGGGAACUUCGCGAGUGGUAAGGCUGUGGAUGUGGAAUGGGGAUGGGACCGCUAUUUUAAAGGAGUAGGGAAAUUGAAGGGAGAAGGACAAUUAUAGAAUGAUCAAAAAGCAGUAGUAAUUCACUUACCACAGUUAGUCAUCGUCUGCUUGGUCCCAUUUGGACUAUAUUUAGUGUUAGUGUUAAUUACUAUAACUCAAGGGAUUCUGCUGACCCCUGGUGGUACAGGAUGUUAUGACUGAAAUGACCUGCUUGAACCUGCUACUAUGGUACGGUUUGAAAUUGUGUUUUAUGUCUGAAAUGUCUUGCUGCCAUGGUUUGAAAUAGGCAUGCCGCCUGGUUUGAAAUGGGCAGGCCAGCCUGUCUGGUUACAUGGUCCCGAGAUUCUAUGUUUUGUUGUUUUGUCCAGAACUGCAUGCUGGGAGUGGACCGGCAGCAGGUGUGGAUUGGCUCCCAGGAUUCCGUCAUUUACAUAAUCAGCACCCGCAGCAUGUCCUGUAACAAGCAGUUGACAGACCACCGCAGUGAGGUCACAGGGCUGUCCCUAGGGGAACGCUGCGAGAAAUACAGGUGAGGGGUGACGAUGACAUGCAUCAAACAGGUAAUGUUGAUUAAUGAGCACUGUCCUUGUAAGAUGAAAUGUAAUAUAGGGAAGUUAAGUUAAACAUACAGCUACUACUGGCAUCAUAUCCAAAGAGAGACGUCUUUUUAGGACCGCAUGAUAAAGUAAAAUUGUUUUAAAUAUGACAUUCUUUAUUUAUGCCUGGGUCGUGUUCAUUAGGCACCAAAAGGAGGAAAAUGGACUGAAGCAGGGAGCGACAAUCUGAACGUGUCCAAUAACAAACGCUCUUUCAGUUUUUAAAAACAUUUCGCUACUGUGUGCCACACUGAACACGACCCUGCUGAUUCUUCUCUGUGGUAUCAAUAACGUUAGUCUUUCCAUGUAUUCUCUGUUGCAGCCCCAAGGUUGCAUACUCCUGCAGUGCGGAGGGUACAGUGAUAGUAUGGGACGUGUCCACACUACAGGUGAGGAAACAGUUCCGUCUCGCCUGCGACCGUCUCCAGUCUGUUCAGCUCUGCAAUGGAACCCUAUGGUGCUGUAAGUACACGUACAAACAUAAAAAUAGGGUACUUAAAAGGACUUCUGGCUGUACUAUACUACUUUCUUAUUGAUUGUUAUAAUUGUGAUUUGUGAUUGUUUUUCCUCCUACGCCAUUCAGGUGCCAGAGACUGCAUUAUGGAGGUGUGGAAAAACGGAACGUUGCAUCGCAAGAUCUCCCUUCCUGAGCAGCUCCGUGGCUCCCCCACUGCCUUCAGCAGCCUCCUGCUCUACCAUGAGGUGGGUAGUAAUGGUUUGUGUCUGUGUGCAUAUAGAGAUCUCUCUCCCUCUCUCUCUCAAUUUAAGGGCUUUAUUGGCAUGGGAAACGUAUGUUAACAUUUCCAAAGCAAGUGAAGUAAGAUAGUAAACAAAAGUGAAAUAAACAAUACAUAUUAACAGUAAACAUUACACUCUGAAGUUCCAAAAGAAUAAAGACAUUUGAAAUGUCAUAUUAUGUGUAUAUAUACAGUGUUGUAACAAUGUGCAAAUAGUUAAAGUACAAAUGGGAAAAUAAAUAAACAUAAAUAUGGGUUGUAUUUACAAUGGUGUUUGUUCUUCACUGGUUGCCCUUUUCUUGUGGCAACAGGUCACAAAUCUUGCAGCUGUGAUGGCACACUGUGGUUUUUCACCCAGUAGAUAAGGGAGUUUAUCAAAAUUGGGUUUGUUUUCGAAUUCUUUGUGGAUCGCUGUAAUCUGAGGGAAAUAUGUGUUUCUAAUAUGAUCAUACAUUUGGCAGGAGGUUAGGAAGUGCAGCUCAGUUUCCACCUCAUUUUGUGGGCAGUGUGCACAUAGCCUGUCUUCUCUUGAGAGCCAGGUCUGCCUACGGCGGCCUUUCUCAAUAGCAAGGCUAUGCUCACUGAGUCUGUUCAUAGUCAAAGCUUUCCUUAAGUUUGGGUCAGUCAUAGUGGUCAGGUAUUCUGCCACUGUGUACUCUUUGUUUAGGGCCAAAUAGCAUUCCAGUUUGCGCUGUUUUUUUGUUUGUUCUUUCCAAUGUGUCAAGUAAUUCUCUUUUUGUUUUCUCAUGAUUUGGUUGGGUCUAAUGUUGUUGUUGUUGUCCUGGGGCUCUGUGGGGUCUGUUUGUGUUUGUGAACAGAGCCCCAGGACCAGCUUACUUAGGGGACUCUUCUCCAAGUUAAUCUCUCUGUAGGUGAUGGCUUUGUUACGGAAGGUUUGGGAAUCGCUUCCUCUCUCUCUCUCUCUCUCUCUCACUCACUCACUCACUCACUCACUCACUCACUCACUCACUCACACUCACACACAAUGUUAAGAACACCUGCUCUUUCCAUGACAUAGAAUGACCAGGUGAAUCCAGCUGAAAGCUAUGAUCCCUUAUUGAUGUCACUUGUUAAAUCCACUUCAGUCAGUGUAGAUGAAGGGGAGGAGACGGGUUAAAGAAGGAUGGAUUUUUAAGACAAUUGAGACAUGGAUUGUGUAAGUGUGCCAUUCAGGGGGUGAAUGGGCAAGACAAAACAUUUAAGUACCUAUGAACGAGGUAUGGUAGUAGUAGGUGCCAGGCGCAGCGGUUUGUGUCAAGAACUGCAACGCUGCUGGGUUUUUCAUGCUCAACAGUUUCCCAUGUGUAUCAAGAAAGGUCCACCACCCAAAGGACAUCCAGCCAACUUGACACAACUGUAGGAAGCAUUGGAGCCAACAUGAGCCAGUAUCCCUGUGGAAUGCUUUCGACACCUUGUAGAGUCCAUGCCCCGACGAAUUGAGGCUGUUCUGAGGGCAAAAUAUUCGGAAGGUGUAUCUAAUAUUUGGUAUACUCAGUGUAUAGUCACAAAGGCAAUUCAGUCGAUAUAAAACAAUAACAUUUCCCCCCUUUUUGAACAACCCCACCCGUGUCUGUGUGUGUGCAAGUACAUAUACUGAACAAAAAUAUAAAUGCAACAUGUAAAGUGUUGGUCCAAUGUUUAAUGAGCUGAAAUAAAUGGCACGACAAUGGGCCUCAGGAUCUCUGCACAGAGAUACCGUGCCUUCAAGCUGCAUCGAUAAAUUGCAAUUGUGUUUGUUGCCCGUAGUUUAUGCCUGCACAUACCAUAACCCCACCAUGGGGCAAUCUGUUCACAACACUGACAUCAGCAAACUGCUCGCCCACAUGACGCCAUACAUGCUGUCUGCCAUCUGUCCGGUGCAUUUGAAACCGGGAUUCAUCCGUGAAGAGCAUACUUCUCCAGCAUGACAGUGGCCAUCGAAGGUGAGCAUUUGCCCACUGAAGUCGGUUACAAGACCGAACUGUAGUCAGGUCAAGACCCUGGUAAGGACGAUGAGCGCACAGAUGAGCUUCCCGGAGAUGGUUUCUGACAGUUUGUGCAGAAAUUCUUCGGUUGUGCAAACCCACAGUUUCAUCAGCUGUCCGGGUGGCUGGUCUCAGACGAUCUGCAGGUGAAGAAGCCGGAUGUGGAGGUCCUGGGCUGGUGUGGUUACACGUGGUCUGCGGUUGUGAGGCCAGUUGGACGUACUUCCAAAUUCUCUAAAACGACAUUGGAGGCAGCUUAUGGUAGAGAAAUGAACAUUUAAUUAUCUGGCAACAGCUCUGGUGGACAUUCCUGCAGUCAGCAUUCCUAUUUCACGCUCCCUCAAAACUUGAGACAUCUGUGGCAUUGUGUUGUGUGACAAAACGGCACAUUUUAGAGUGGGCUUUUAUUGUCCCCAGCACAACGUGCACCUGUGUAAUGAUCAUGCUGUUUAAUCAGCUUCUUGACAUGCCAAACCUAUUCAUGCCAAACCUAACAAGGAUGUAACCAAAUUUGUGCACAGAAUUUGAGAGAAAUAAGAUCUUUGUCCAUAUGGUACAAUUCUGUGAUCUUUUAUUUCAGCUCAUAAAACAUGUUGUGUUUAUAUUCUUGUUCAGUAUAAAUACAUUUUUAUCCCACUUUGUAACACAUUUUUUAUUGAUUUUUUUAUUUUUUUAUUUUAACUAGGCAAGACAGUUAAGAACAAAUUCUUUUUUACAAAGACAGCCUACAAAAAGGCAAAAGGCCUCCUGCGGGGACGGGGGCUGGGAUUUAAAGAAAUACAGUGGGGGGAAAAAAGUAUUUAGUCAGCCACCAAUUGUGCAAGUUCUCCCACUUAAAAAGAUGAGAGAGGCCUGUAAUUUUCAUCAUAGGUACACGUCAACUAUGACAGACAAAUUGAGAUUUUUUUUCUCCAGAAAAUCACAUUGUAGGAUUUUUAAUGAAUUUAUUUGCAAAUUAUGGUGGAAAAUAAGUAUUUGGUCAAUAACAAAAGUUUCUCAAUACUUUGUUAUAUACCCUUUGUUGGCAAUGACAAAGGUCAAACGUUUUCUGUAAGUCUUCACAAGGUUUUCACACACUGUUGCUGGUAUUUUGGCCCAUUCCUCCAUGCAGAUCUCCUCUAGAGCAGUGAUGUUUUGGGGCUGUCGCUGGGCAACACAGACUUUCAACUCCCUCCAAAGAUUUUCUAUGGGGUUGAGAUCUGGAGACUGGCUAGGCCACUCCAGGACCUUGAAAUGCUUCUUACGAAGCCACUCCUUCGUUGCCCGGGCGGUGUGUUUGGGAUCAUUGUCAUGCUGAAAGACCCAGCCACGUUUCAUCUUCAAUGCCCUUGCUGAUGGAAGGAGGUUUUCACUCAAAAUCUCACGAUACAUGGCCCCAUUCAUUCUUUCCUUUACACGAAUCAGUCGUCCUGGUUCCUUUGCAGAAAAACAGCCCCAAAGCAUGAUGUUUCCACCCCCAUGCUUCACAGUAGGUAUGGUGUUCUUUGGAUGCAACUCAGCAUUCUUUGUCCUCCAAACACGACGAGUUGAGUUUUUACCAAAAAGUUCUAUUUUGGUUUCAUCUGACCAUAUGACAUUCUCCCAAUCCUCUUCUGGAUCAUCCAAAUGCACUCUAGCAAACUUCAGACGGGCCUGGACAUGUACUGGCUUAAGCAGGGGGACACGUCUCGCACUGCAGGAUUUGAGUCCCUGGCGGCGUAGUGUGUUACCGAUGGUAGGCUUUGUUACUUUGGUCCCAGCUCUCUGCAGGUCAUUCACUAGGUCCCCCCGUGUGGUUCUGGGAUUUUUGCUCACCGUUCUUGUGAUCAUUUUGACCCCACGGGGUGAGAUCUUGCGUGGAGCCCCAGAUCGAGGGAGAUUAUCAGUGGUCUUGUAUGUCUUCCAUUUCCUAAUAAUUGCUCCCACAGUUGAUUUCUUCAAACCAAGCUGCUUACCUAUUGCAGAUUCAGUCUUCCCAGCCUGGUGCAGGUCUACAAUUUUGUUUCUGGUGUCCUUUGACAGUUCUUUGGUCUUGGCCAUAGUGGAGUUUGGAGUGUGACUGUUUGAGGUUGUGGACAGGUGUCUUUUAUACUGAUAACAAGUUCAAACAGGUGCCAUUAAUACAGGUAACGAGUGGAGGACAGAGGAGCCUCUUAAAGAAGAAGUUACAGGUCUGUGAGAGCCAGAAAUCUUGCUUGUUUGUAGGUGACCAAAUACUUAUUUUCCACCAUAAUUUGCAAAUAAAUUCAUUAAAAAUCCUACAAUGAGAUCUUCUGGAUUUUUUUUCCUCAAUUUGUCAGUCAUAGUUGACGUGUACGUAUGAUGAAAAUUACAGGCCUCUCUCAUCUUUUUAAGUGGGAGAACUUGCACAAUUGGUGGCUGACUAAAUACUUUUUUCCCCCACUGUACAUGUAUCUAAAUACUACAUAAAGAGAGACCUAAGACAACAACACAGCAAGGUAGCAACCCAACAUGAAAACAACAUGGCAGCAGCACAACAUGGUAGCAGCACAAGAUAUGGCACAAAUAUUAUUGGGCACAGACAACAGCACAAAGGGCAAGAAGGUAAAGACAACAAUACAUCACGUGAAGCAGCCACAACUGUCAGUAAGAGUGUCCAUGAUUGAGUCUUUGAAUGAAGAGAUAGAGAUAACGGUCCAGUUUGAGUGUUUUUUGCAGCUUGUUCCAGUCGCUAGCUGCAGCGAACUGGAAAGAGGAGCGACCCAGGGAUGUGUGUGCUUUGGGGACCUUUAACAGAAUGUGACUGGCAGAACGGGUGUUGUAUGUAGAGGAUGAGGGCUGCAGUAGGUAUCUCAGAUAGGGGGAAGUGAGGCCUAAGAGGGUUUUGUGAAUAAGCAUUAACCAGUGGGUCUUGCGACGGGUAUACAGAGAUGACCAGUUUACAGAGGAGUAUAGAGUGCAGUGAUGUGUCCUAUAAGGAGCAUUGGUGGCAAAUCUGAUGGCCGAAUGGUAAAGAACAUCUAGCCGCUCGAGAGCACCCUUACCUGCCAAUCUAUAAAUUACGUCUCUGUAAUCUAUCAUGGGUAGGAUGGUAAUCUGAAUCAGGGUUAGUUUGGCAGCUGGGGUGAAACGGGAGCGAUUAUGUUAGAGGAAAUCAAGUCUAGAUUUAACCUUAGCAUGCAGCUUUGAUAUGUGCUGAGAGAAGGACAGUGUACCAUCUGGCCAUACUCCCAAGUACUUGUAUGAGGUGACUACCUCAAGCUCUAAACCCUCAGAGGUAGUAAUCACACCGGUGGGGAGAGGGGCAUUCUUCUUACCAAACCACAACCUUUGUUUUGGAGGUGUACAGAACAAGGUUAAGGGCAGAGAAAGCUUGUUGGACACUAAGAAAGCUUUGUUGUAGAGCGUUUAACACAAAGUCCGGGGACGGGGCCAGCUGAGUAUAAGACUAUCAUUUGCAUAUAAAUGGAUGAGCGAGCUUCCUGCUGCCUGAACUAUAUUAUUGAUGUAAAUUGAGAAGAGCGUGGGGCCUAGGAUCGAACCUUGGGGUACUCCCUUGGUGACAGGCAGUGGCUGAGAUAGCAGAUGUUCUGACUUUAUACACUGCACUCUUUGAGAGAGGUACUUAGCAAACCAGGCCAAAGACCCCUCAGAGACACCAAUACUCCCUUGCCGGCCGACAAGGAUGGAAUGGUCUACAGUAUCAAAAGCUUUGGCCAAGUCAAUAAAAAUAGCAGCACAACAUUGCUUAGAAUCAAGGGCAAUGGGGAUGUCAUUUAGGACCUUUAAGGUUGCAGUGAGACAUCCAUAACCUGAGUGGAAACAAGAUUGCAUACCAGAGAGAAUACUAUAGACACAAUAAAUGUGAAGAAAUCCAAGGGGCCUGAAUACUUUUGCAAGGCACUGUAUGUACAGUAUAUGUGAUACAAAAUAUACAGGGAUGGAAAUUAAUUGAGCUGAGGCUAGUACUUUUCAAAACCCUCCAGGCUAGUCAAAAAAAAAAAAUCAAAUCUCAAAUUGCAUUGAUUUUGGUCCCAAAUGUUACCCGGACUAGUAGAAAUCGUGGUCUACUAGCCCAGCUGGCCAGUGCCCAGAAUCCCUAAGUCCAUCUCUGCAUACUGUACAGUAGGGCCCGAAAUUAUUGACACCAUCGUGAAUAAUGAUGAGGAUCACAGAUCAUACCCCAAAGACAUGCUAACCUCUCACCAUUUCCAAUAACAGAGGAGGUUAGCAUGUGUUGGGGGUAUGAUCUUUGACCCUCUUUCUCACUCAUCAUUAUUCACGAUUCAUUCAGGAUUAUCCGUAAACAUGGUAGCGUCCACAUUAAUGUAGAAGUGUUUAGAAACAUCUACUAUUCUUAUUUACAAUAAAAGUGACUCUAAAAUGACACUAUGCAUUAUUUACCUUUUCAUUUCUAUUGGGCACACAAUAAUCAAACGAAACCAAAACGAACUGCAAAUGCAUCCAACAAGUUUGUAGAGUCACAAGCUUGAUCAAGUCAUUGCGUGCUAGGAAUAUGGGACCAAAUACUACACUUUUGACUACUUUAUUUAUUAGAAUCUUUAGGGGUGUCCAUUUUUACGCCUACCUUUUUGAGGAAAAAAAGUAUUACUUGUUAAACAGAAUAUCUUUCUCUGAGCAAUUGUAUAAUAUAAUUUCCCAAUUUUUUUUGCAUACAAUAUAGCUCAGUGUUUGAAUUAUUUGAUACACUCAUUAUUGCUCAUCUUUAUCAAGGGUGUCAAUAAUUUCGAACCACAUAGUAUGUCAUAGUUUCCAUAUAGCCUACUGGGAUCAGUGAGGUCUGUGCUACUUUGACAUGGUAUGGGGGUGAUGAGGGAGUGGUGUUGUGUGCUAUACAUGUUUCAGAGGGAGCAGCUGUGGACGGCCUGUAUAGACGUAGGGGAGCUGUGUGUGUGGCACCUCAGGGAGCCCACCAAGCCCUUCCAGAGGAUCCAGCUGCCUGACUGUGCAGGCGUCACCUGCCUUAUCAAGGUCAAAAACCAGGUGAGACUGUCUGUAGACUGCACUGUAGGUGGAAAAUGAGUGCGCUUCAAUUCUACUCUACUGUAGUUUCUAUAAGAUGGCAUUGCUUGAGUACUCUACUGGAUUAGUUACAUUACUUACUUCUGUAUUUAGGUAUUCUAUUAUGUGAAAGUUUAACCUAGUUAAAGUAUUAACAGGCUCGAAUCAGCGUUGGUUCCCCUUCCCACUUUUUAAAAUACAGAAUAGAUCAUUCAAAUCACAAUGCAUUCUGACAUGAGGUCAAUUGUCAAUUCAGCAUGUCUUAAAACCAGAGAUGAGAUGUCUCAUUUAGGGUGAUGAAACAAAAUAUUUGAACCGGUCCUGUCAGAUCUGGGUUGGAGGCCAAGGGUGGAGCUCGGGGAAGUCCAGGGGGAAGAUCUACGUAGUGGACACUCAGCGACACACAGUGGAGAAGGAGCUGGUAGCUCACACAGACUGUGUCCAGGCACUGUGCUCCGCAGAGGACCGCUAUGUGCUGAGUGGGGCUGCCCACGAGGACGGGAAGAUAGCCAUCUGGAAAGUGGAGUAACUGGAGUGGAAAUUCAAUACUGCCUCCUGGUAGCUGGGGGUCAGAACAGGAUCGUGUUCAUUAGGCACCAAACGGUAGAAAACGGACUGAAACAGGGACUCAUUUUGGUUUACCAUUGAAAAAUGUUUUGCUACGGUGUGCCCUAAUAACCCAGGUGAUUAUGAACAGUUGGGAAAUAGACUCUUGUUGUGAUUUGUGACUGCCUGUGGAUGGAUGACCAACCCAAAGUCCACCUGAUUGCAUAGGAUAUUUUAUUGCUGCUCUGUACACUUAAAACAACUGGAAUAAUCUUUCCAACCUAUAGUUUUAAACACGUGUACCUUAUUGUUUAUGUUAAAGGAAAACUCCACCCAAAAACUAUUUUGGUAUUUGUUUCAUUAGUCCAUUGUUGAUAUAAUCCCAAAAUGUUUUGCAUGUCAGAAAUAAAUUUUUCAAGAUGUAUAACUUUAAAAAUACUGAAAUACUGCCGGUAUAAUGCAUUUUGGGACUAUAUCAACAAUGGACUAAUUAAACAAAUACCAAAAGAUAGUUUUUGGGUGGAAUUUGCCUUUAAGCAGUGUACUGUUCAUUGUAUUAUUUACAUCGAAGGAGGAACCUUAGAUGUUAGCUUUUUAUAUUGGGAUGCUUCACAAGUUACUCACAUACAUUAAAUAUGAAAUACUUAUUUGUAUGUGCUUUUUCUUGUAAAUAUACCUUUUUGUAUGUUUUGUAUGUUUAAUACACUCAACCCAAACUAUGCAUUUUAGUAUAUUUUACUGGUAUUAUUAAAAUGUUUAUUAAAAUUAUUAAAAUGUUUAUGAAUGAAGACUUGUCCUCUCAAUUUAUUUGUCUCAGUCUUCAUGUAACAUGACACAAACUACUUCUAACAUUUAAAUGAAUAAGUGAAAUAUUUUCCAUAAAUAUUAGUGUUUCUUGUAUAUUCUUCAUAGUACAUCAUUUUGUAAUAUGCCUUUUGCCACCAGGGGACCGUAUAGCAUCCUCUAUUACAUUUUACUUCACAUCCCAGAACUGUCCUCUGUGAACUCAGUUUGUGAAGGCUACAUGUCAUGAGAUUGACAUUGUAUUGACUGAAACUAAAUACUUUAAUUUCUGUAUAUAGCGAUUCGGUGGAACAAGCUUCCCCCUAACACCAGGACAGCUGAGUCCCUGCCAAUCUUCUGAAAACGGCUGAAAACCUACAGUACCUUUUCAUAUAGUAUUUUGAUUCAUUCCACAGCACAACAAAAAUACAGUACAAUAUUCAACUAUACUACCAUUUUUUUUUUUAUCUUGAGGAUUAUAACAUUUUAACCCACUUGGCCCAUAUUCAAUAUUCAAUCAGAUGUAAUAAUUUGGCUGCCUUCAUGCAGUACAGUCUUUAUUCAGAUUUGUAUGAAAUCCCGUUAUGCUGUCUACAGGCAAGCCCGUAUCUACGUCAUCUGAGAAUCCUCUCAUUAAUCACACCAGCAGAUGUCAAAAUCAUUAAAGUCAUCAUCCAAAUGCCAGAGCAUUACAAUUUUUUGUCAACUGUUGUCAACUCUACAAAUCCUUCUCUCUGUGCUCAUACAAUGCAGCACAGAAACAAUCACAGACCACAUUCUAAAUCCAGCGGUAGAUUAGAGAUUGGGGAUUUUUUUUAAACAGUGGUUUCCCCAGAUUGGGAUGGACACAAUGGGUUUCAAAUUCCAUCGCUUUUGAUCAUAACUACAACUUUACUAUUAGUUGUAGUAAUUGAAUCCAGGGACGUCUAAGACCUUUUGAGGUUGAAUCUAUAAUACUAGGAUUACAUUACGCAGGGGCCCUGUUGAAUCAAGUAUCUAUACAUUAUAGUCAUUUAGCAGACGCUCAUCCAGAGCGAUUUACAGUCACAAUUAGGGUUGUGCCUUGCUCAAGGGCACAAUUCAACAGAUCUUUUUUUUUACCUAGUCAGCUCAGGGAUUUGAACCAGAAACCUUUUGGUUAUUGGCCCAAUGCAGGUAGCUACCCACAGAUUCAGUGACAGCAAUAAGAUUAGUCCAACACACAUCAUGACAUAAUUUAUACACAACCCAUGUACAGUAUAUAACAGGAAGACUCCUCCCCACACAGGUAGAUAUCAAUUCCCAGAAUAAGUCAUAUGUGUGUGGGCUGGUAAUGGCUGGAGCGGAAUUAGUGGUAAGGUAUCAACAACAUCAAACACAUGGUUUCCAUAUGUUUGAUGCCAUUCCAUUCGCUCCGUUCCAGCCAUUAUUAUGAGCCAUCCUCCCUCAGCAGCCUCCACUGUUCCCAACACAGUGCACUACUUUAAAAGUAAUGCACGAUAUAGGGAAUAGGAUGCCAUUUGGGACCUAGCUACUGUGCAGUGUAAGGUCUGGUUGAUGCUCAUAUAGUGUUGCUUCAUAAUGGCUGAUAGUGGGGGUGUUUUUCACAUGCUUUAUUUGUAUUUACAGUAAAAGGCCAUGAAAUAUUGAAGAUGAAAAUUACUUUGAUUAUAUCGUACCCAGGGAAACUGCAUUACCAAUUUAGCAAACCAUUAUGGAAGAUGGCCUUGGGAGCACGAUUGUCCUGAUCUGGGUCUCUGUCAUUUGUUUCCUGUAAACCAGUUUUUUGUGAAUCAUGAGGAUUAGAUAAUCCCCUAUGCCAAGGGUUACUCCGUUAGGAAGUUUUCCAGGCUCUGUGAGUGUGUGGGUGAUUGUGCAUGACAAAUAGGAAUCUGCCUCUUUUUAUGAGUCAGAACAGAGUGCUGCUGAGUGAACAACCACUUGCUAUUGGCAGAGAGGGAUGUAUGCACAGUAUGUGGCAGUUGAACUGAGAGGGGUAUUUAUUAUGUGUUUGAUAAAUGUAUGGAACUCUGCUACCAUAUCUACUGUAUACCGGUAUCCAUUCCUUCCAUUUGAUGGGCAAAAUACUUGGCUAUGGUAAAUGUCGUCUGUACAUAGUUCAAGCCAUGGUGGGUACUGGUAGUUGUAUUGAAUUUCCAUUGAGUCUCUUUUUAUCAAGAGUCAUCACACUCAGAAAUACUGUAUCACACACUUAACCAUAUGGAGUUGGCAUUAUGUUUCCCUUAUAUAUAGGAUGGAUACCACAGUUAGUGCACAUCUAUCACAACACCCAUAUAGGACUGCUGCCUAUUGAAAUCACUGGCCACUGGAACAGUAGUCACUUUAAUAAUGUUUACAUAUCUUGCACUACUCAUCUCAUAUGUAUAUAGUGUACUCUAUUCUAUAAUAUUCUACUGUAUCUUAGUCCAUGCCACUCUGUCAUUGCUUGUCCAUAUAUGUAUAUAUUCUUAAAUUCCAUUCCUUACUGUGUGUAUAGGGUAUAUGUUGUGAAAUUGUUAGAUAUUACUUGUUAGAUAUUACUGCACUGUCGGAGCUAGAAGCACAAGCAUUUUGCUACACCCGCAAUAACAUCUGCUAAACAUGUGUAUGUGACAAAUAAAAUGUGAUUUGAUUUGAUAAGCAUUGAAUCACCACUGUAAUGACAAGAUAGUAGUCAUACAUUUUCUCUUUGUGGUGGAAAUCCAGCAAAAAAAAACAUGGUUGUGAUUUCCUCAAUGGUGAAUGAGAGGGAGAGUCAGGUUACCAGUGAACAGGUGCUGCUUGCCUUGCACCCCUCUGAUGUGGGGGAAGGGUGAUGCAAUUACUAAAUCGUGGCCCUUUUUGUUGAUACAUAAAUCACACAUUGUCUCCAGGUAACUUGACUCAACUGCAUGCACACAGUGUUAGCUGCCCCAAUGCACACAUCAUGUCAUCAACUUUACUUUGUCCUCUAAUGGUAGGGUUGGAGUGGGGAAAUAUGACCCUAGAUAGGUCAGCUAGCUAGGCUACUUUAGGGGCAACCCCUGCUACUAGAGAUGAAAAAUCAUACUUGUGUCGUGUGAACAAAUUGUGUGCAGAGAAGUACGAUAACAAUAUUGGUAAUUCAGUCAAAUACACACGCAUAUACACACACACAACCACAUAAAUUACAUAAAUACUAAAUAAAACUGACCUUUGAAUAUGAAAAAGAAAAUGAAAGAAGAUCGAUUAUAAUAUAUGCAAUAACAGCUAUGUUCAAAGUGAUACAGUAGCCUAUAACAUGCAGUACUGCAUAAAUGAUUAUUACAUUAGUAGCUCACAGUAGAUAUUUUGCAACAUUGUCAACAACAAAAAACAUUAUACAUAUCGACUUCUGGGUCAGCCUCUGAAGUUUUACAACGUUACAUUGUGGCCUUUGAUGUCACGUGUUACAAUAAUUGCUGGGGCAUCGCAAAAUUAAUCACAAUAACUUGAAACAGUUGAAGUAGUAUAAUGUUUUAAAGAAACACUCGAGGUGUGGCGACAUUAAUGUUUUGUGAGUGUGUGGCACCGCCUGCUACAGUUUUUCUAACGCCUGCCUGCUUCACAAUUUUCCUGUGAGGGGUAUAGUUGCUUCAACUGUGGGCCGGUUGUUCCUGCGUGUCAGCCAUAUUGGAAUGCUCGGCUCAGGAUGGGGACUAUACAGAACUAGACGAGCCUGGAGUGGUGGACAGAGAAAGGAGAGCGCUAAGCAACUUCAGUUUUUUACGGAUUUAAAACAUAUAAACGAGGAAUUGAACCGGUAAACUAAAGUGAAUUGAUCCAACACGCGAACUGGAAAGGCUAAAGUGGGUACAUUCAUGUUUAUUAUAUUAUAUUUUGUUGUAAAAUGUAGGCGGCGUCCUGUCGAAGCCUGUGUGAAUGGAGGAUUUGCAGUGCUGACACAUUUACGUUUUCUUCCCAUAAAAUUAUGUCAUUUUCCAUAUCAGUUAAUAUUCUGUUGAAGAUGGCUAGUAGGCUAUUGUAAUGCUCAAUCAUUGUGUUGUCGCUCAAUUGAUACUUCAUCGCUAUAAUGUGCCACACGUAGCCAAUUCAAGCUAAAAAAUAAAAAGAUAUAUAUGCAAGUUGUCAUUGAUUAAAUCUUCAGGAAAGUGCUGUACAUUUUAAUGGUUAACAAUGAGUCGAUAUCUCCAGAAAUGAUUAGAGGAUUCGUACAUUCCUGUAGCCUAUGUCUAUUUUGUAUUAGCCUAUUCAAUUAUUCGUUCGUUUGUGUAGUCUACCUAGACUACCUUUCUGAGAGAUGUAUGUGGUACUAUAGGUAGCCUAGCCUAUGGGUGUUUCCUGAAUAUUUGUGAUUCGCUACAGUUACACCCAUGUGAAGCCUACGGCUCCCAUUAUAUUUGAAUAUUGCCGUGGUAUUCUUGUUGUUACUGUUUACUACUUACUGUAUGCUUCACGUAUCCCGAGGCCCUGUAAAUUACAGUGCAGUGAAGGCCUGUAUUUUUAGGAGCAGUGAGUGACUCCUGAGGGUAAAGAUAGUGUAAACCACCAGUCAUAUUUUGUCCUUGGUAGGCAACUUUUAGUUUAUUUAACCGAAAUCCAAGGGACUCGUGAAUGUGAUAGGAUAGUCUGACGUUUAUGUUAUGAAUUAUGAAAUAUAUAUAUAUAUAUAUAUAUAUACACACACACACUCUACCAGUCAAAAGUUUGGACACACCUACUCAUCAAGGGUUUCUUUAUUUUUACUAUUUUUUACAUUGUAGAAUAAUAGUGAAGAAAUCAAAACUAUGAAAUAACACAUAUGGAAUCAUGUAGUUACCAAAAAAGUGUUAAACAAAGCAAAAUAUAUUUGAGAUUCUUCAAAUAGCCACCCUUUGCCUUGAUGACAGCUUUGCAUACUCUUGGCAUUCUCUCAACCAGCUUCACCUGGAAUGCUUUUCCAACAGUCUUGAAGGAGUUCCCACAUAUGCUGAACACUUGUUGGCUGCUUUUCCUUCACUCUGCGGUCCAACUCAUCCCAAACCAUCUCAAUUUGGUUGAGGUCGGGGGAUUGUGGAGGCCAGGUCAUCUGAUGCAGCACUCCAUCACUCUCCUUAUUGGUAAAAUAGCCCUUACACAGCCUGUAGUUGUGUUGGGUCAUUGUCCUGUUGAAAAACAAAUGAUAGUCCCACUAAGCCCAAACCAGAUGGGAUGGCGUAUCGCUGCAGAAUGCUGUGGUAGCCAUGCUGGUUAAGUGUGCCUUGAAUUCUAAAUAAAUCACAGACAGUGUCACCAGUAAAGCACCCCCACACCAUAACACCACCUCCUUCAUGCUUUACAGUGGGAAAUACACAUGCAGAGAUCAUCCAUUCACCCACACUGCGUCUCUCAAAGACAUGGCGGUUGGAAUCAAAAAUUCUAAUUUGGACUCCAGACCAAAGGACACAUUUCCACCAGUCUAAUGUCCAUAGCUCGUGUUUCUUGGCCCAAGCAAGUCUCUUCUUAUUAUUGGUGUCCUUUUAGUAGUGGUUUCUUUGCAGCAAUUCAACCAUGGCCUGAUGUUCAGAUGUGUCUGUUACUUGAACUCUGUGAAUCAUUUAUUUGGACUGCAAUUUCUGACCCUUGGAACUCUAAUGAACUUAUCCUCGGCAGCAGAGGUAACUGGGUCUUCCAUUCCUGUGAUGGUCCUCAUGAGAGCCAGUUUCAUCAUAGCGCUUGAUGGUUUUUGUGACUGCACUUGAAGAAACUUUAAAAGUUCUUAAUGUUCCAUAUUGACUGACCUUCAUGUCUUAAAGUAAUGAUGGACUGUCGUUUCUCUUUGCUUAUUUGAGCUGUUCUUGCCAUAAUAUGGCUAUCUUCUGUAUACCCCCCUACCUUGUCACAAAACAACUGAUUGGCUCAAACGCAUUAAGAAGGCACACCUGUUAAUUGAAAUGCAUUCCAGGUGACUGGAAAUGUCAAGAACUUUGAAAGUUUCUUAAAGUGCAGUCGCAAAAACCAUCAAGUGCUAUGAUGAAACUGGCUCUCAUGAGGACCGCCACAGGAAAGGAAGACCCAGAGUUACCUCUGCUGUAGAGGAUAAGUUCAUUAGUUACCAGCCUCAGAAAUUGCAGCUCAAAUAAAUGUUUCACAGAGUUCAACUAACAGACACAUGUCAACGUCAACUGUUCAGAGGAGACUCCGUGAAUCAGGCCUUCAUGGUUGAAUUUCUGCAAAGAAACCACUACUAAAGGACACCAAUAAGAAGAAGAGACCGGUGAAAAUCUGUCCUUUGGUCUGAUGAGUCCAAAUUUGAGAUUUUUGGUUCUAACCGCCGUGUCUCUGUGAGACGCAGAGUAGGUGAACGGAUGAUCUCUGCAUGUGUGGUUGCCACCGAGAAGCAUGGAGGAGGAGGUGUGAUGGUGUGGGGGUGCUUUGCUGGUAACACUGUCUGAUUUAUUUAGAAUUCAAGGCACACUUAACCAGCAUGGCUACCACAGCAUUCUGCAGCGAUACGCCAUCCCAUCUGGUUUGGGCUUAGUGGGACUAUCAUUUGUUUUUCAACAGGACAAUGACCCAACACACCUCCAGGCUGUGUAAGGGCCGUUUGACCAAAAAGGAGAGUGAUGGAGUGCUGCAUCAGAUGACCUGGACUCCACAAUCCCCUGACCUCAACCCAAUUCAGAUGGUUUGGGGUGAGUCAACAAGUGCUAAGCAUAUGUGGGAACUCCUUCAAGACUGUUGGAAAAGCAUUCCAGGUGAAGCUGGUUGAGAGAAUGCCAAGAGUGUGCAAAGCUGUCAUCAAGGCAAAAGAUGGCUACUUUGAAGAAUCUCAAAUAUAAAAUAUAUUUUGAUUUGUUUAACACUUUUUUGGUAACUACAUAUGUUAUUUCAUAGUUUUGAUAUCUUCACUAUUAUUCUACAAUGUAGAAAAUAGUAAAAAUUAAGAAAAACCCUUGAAUGAUUAGGUGUCCAAACUAUAUAUAUAUAUAUAUAUAUGAAUGAUCUGGAAUUUUUAAAACAAAAAGAGGUGAAAUCGGUUUUUGAUAUGCCAUAUGACCUUGGUCCGCCAUAAUAUUGUGUUCGUGUUUACUAUCCCAAUGUUUUUCAGGGAUGUUCCAUACAUCUACUUGUCUGCUUGAGACUCACAAUAAACUUCUGUAAAGAGUGAUGGGUGGGACAGUAUUGCACUCAUGGCCAGUAAUUCAUCAAGUGUCUCAGAAUAGGAGUGCUGAUCUAGGAUCAGGUUUACCUUGGCCAUAAUAGUUUGAAUUAUUAUGAUUUAAAAGGCAAUACUGAUUCUAGAUCAAAACUCCUACUCUGAGACACUUGAGAAAUACAGGCCCAGAUCCCCCACUUUUGAAAGUACACUUUCAGAGCCAGGAGAGCAGAUGUGUAGACGGAUACAGACUUCAUGAUGACACACAAACAAACACUUGUACAGUUUGAAAUCUAAUGGGCUGGCAGUAAUAAGGGGGAUGAAAGGAAAAAUACAGGCUUUGAUUUGACUCAUACAUUGCUUGAUGAAUUAAUUGCAAGACUCCCAGGGGCCACUCAGUGGGUGUCUGUGAGUACGUGCGUGGAUGCAUGCUUGUGUCUGUCUGCGUGCAUGUGCACACGUGUGACAUUGUCCACUGAGUAGGCCUAACCUUGCUCAUCAUAUCCACCUCAGGCAAGUUGUGAUCCCACACGGACAUAGGCUCCUGAGGGGCGCAGCGGUCUAAGGCACUGCAUCUCAGUGCUAGAGGUGUCACUACAGACCCUGGUUCGAUACCAGGCUGUAUCACAAUCCGGUCGUGAUUGGGAGUCCCAUAGGGCGCCGCACAAUUGGCCCAGCGUCGUCCGGGUUUGGCCGGGGUAGGCCGUCAUUGCAAAUAAGAAUUUGUUCUUAACUGACUUGCCUAGUUAAAUAAAAAAAAAAAAUAUUCCACAUCCUCCUCCUUAUUCUGCCUACUGUUGUUUUAGCUGCAGAGGAAGAGGAGCUGUGUCUAAAGCAGCAGCUGUGACAGGAAGGACAAAUUAACAAUGUUCUCCAGUUGUGCUGCUGCAUUCUGCUUUAGAUUGGCCUUCCAGGAUGCAGCCUAGCCUGGCUGCCUCACACACGCACAACGUCCCUCAGGAUUCUGGGGGGAAAACGCCUUUUUCCCCUCUACUCAGCAGCAGCAGUUUCAUAUUGUGUGUGUGUGUGUGUGUGUGUGUGUGUGAGAGAGAUUGAGAAGAAAGAGGAGUUGCUGUGUUGCAGCUGUGGGGAUUAUGUGAAUUGUUUUGUUGCUUUUUGACCUGAUGAGCUGCAGUGAUAAAUGACAUGUUUCACAAACAAAGGUAUUAUGGUAGGUCUGCUCUGCUGCUGGCAUUUAUAAUGGACACGUUGGAGUUCUAGCCUCAGAUCCCUAAACCAUAAUUACAAAACGAAGAUGGAGUGUGUGUGUGUGUCCAUUUUGAACACUUUGUUGUUUCAUUAUUCUCUCCAUUUCUUUGGCCGUAAAUUUAACAUUUUAGUCAUUUAGCAGACGCUCUUAUCCAGAGCAACUUACAGUUAGUGAGUGCAUACAUUUUCAUACUGGCCCCCCGUGGGAAACGAACCCACAACCCUGGCAUUGCAAGCGCCAUGCUCUACCAACUGAGCUACAGGGGACUAACAGAUUAACAUCAAGUUUAUUGCUUCCACUCGGUCGGCAGCAUGGUUUCACAACCAGCAUCAUGUUGCAGUUCACUCCGAGUUUAAUUGACUCCAGUUUCCCUCUGAUUAUAGCUUGUGUUGUGUGUUUCAUAGAUGUGUUCAUUCAUAGCUCUUUGAACUCUCUCUGAGAAUUAAUGGAUGAGUUGAUUGAAAACAGUUGUUGUUUUCAGUCUGUAUGUAAAAUGCCUGCGUGUGUGAUCAUCCUCUAUUAUAACUAUAUUAUAUAUUUAAGCAGUAAGGCCUGAGGGGGUGUGGUAUAUGGCCAAUAUACCACGGCUACGGGCUGUUCUGAAGCCAUAUACCUCAAACCCCAGAGGUGCCUUAUUGCUAUUAUAAACUGGUUACCAACGUAAUUAGAGCAGUAAAAAUAAAUGUUUUGUUAUACCUGUGGUAUACGGUCUGAUAUACCACGGCUGUCAGCCAAUCAGCAUUCAGGGCUCGACCCCUACACAGUUUAUAAUAUAUUAUAAAGUGUACAGCGAUAGCCUUAGCAGCAUAAUGUUGAAUGAAUAGUGCGGAGGAUGCUGGCUACUGAUUACCGUAUUGGCUGUCUGACUACGUGAGGCUGAAAAGGCCGGAAAGCCUUUAUUCUCUUUCUCUAUUCAGUCUCAAUUAGGAAAAUUGUGUUGUCUUACACUGUGGAAAAAAACAACCAUAUAUUGUGGGAAAAAAACCAGUGUGUAUAACCUGAGGUAUUAUCGAAUCAAAUCAACGUUUACUGGUCACGUACACAGAUUUGCAGAUGUUAUCACAGGUGCAGCAAAGUGCUAGUGUUUCUAGCUCCAACAGUGCAGUAAUAGCUACCAAUAAAAAAAUACAUUCUUGCGAAUGUAUUGAAAAUGAAAUGUAUAAAUAAGUAUUCACACCCCUAAAUCAAUACAUGAUAAAAUCACCUUUUGGCAAUGAUUACAGCUGUGUUUCUUACUGGGUAUGUUUCUAAGAGCUUUGCACAUCUGGAUUGUACAAUAUUUGCACAUUGUUCUUUUAAAAAUUCUUCAAGGUCUGUCAAGUGGCUAGUUGAUCCUUACUAGACAUUUUCAAGUCUUUCCAUAGCUUUUAAGUAGAUUUAAGUCAAAACUGUAACUUGGCCACUCAGAAACAUUCACACGCUUCUUGGUAAGCAACUCCAGUGUAGAUUUGGCCUUGUGUUUGAGGUUAUUGUCCUGCUAAAAGGUGAGUUUGUCUCCCAGUGUCUGUUGGAAAGCAGACUGAACCAGUUUUUCCUCUAGAAUUUUUCCUGUGCUUAGCUCCAUUCUGUUAAUAUUUAUUUUCCUGAAUAACUCCCCAGUCCUUAAUUACAAGCAUACCCAUAACAUAAUGCGGGUCCCACUAUGUCACGGAUCCCCCCGGUACUGCUGCUCAUUCCGUUCACCAGCUCCGGAGGUCUACGUCACCGGCCUUCUAGGUGUCACUGACCUGGAUCAUUACCACCAACCCCGGACUGUCUUGUCUCAUUACGCACACCUGGUUCCCAUUCCCCUUGAUUAGUAUGUGUAUAUAUGUGCCUUUGUUCUCCAUUGUGCACUUGUUAUUACGGGUCUCGUCCCGUGUAUUUAUUUAGAGGUUUACACCUCUCUUUUGUUUGGGUUACAUCCCUGUGUUAUAUAUAUAUACGUGUUUGUUUUGUGCUUCGUCCCCAUCGUUUUUCAUGACAUACCUUAUGUUGGGUAGAGAAAUAAAAAACCCUAUUACGUAUUCCUGCGCCUGUCUUCUAUCAUUAUACAACGUGACACUUGAAAAUAUAGAGAGUGGUACUCAGUAAUGUGUUGUAUUGGAUUUGUCCCAAACAUAACACGUUGUAUUCAGGACAAAAAGUUAAUUUCUUUGCCAUUUCUUUGCAAUAUUAGUUGAGUGCCUUGUUGAAAAUAGGUUGCAUGUUUUGGAAUAGUUGUAUUCUGUACAGGCUUCCUUCUUUUCACUCUGUCAAUUAGGUUAGUAUUGUGGAGUAACUACAAUAUUGUUGAUCCAUCCUGAGUUUCCUCCUAUCACAGCCGUUAAACUCUGUAACUGUUUUAAAGUCACCAUUGGCCUCGUGAAAUCUGAGCGGUUUCCUUCCUCUCCGGCAACUGAGUUAGGAAGGACGCCUGUAUCUUUGUAGCGACUGUGUGUAUUGAUACACCAUCCAAAGUGUCAUUAAUAACUUCACCAUGCUCAAAGGGAUAUUCAAUGUCUUCUUUUUAUUUAUUUAUACCCAUCUACCAAUAGGUGCCCUUCUUUGCGAGGCAUUGGAAAACCUCCCUUGUCUUUGUGUUUGAAUCUGUGAAUGCACUGCUUGACUGAGGGACCUUAAAGAUAAUUAUUUUUGUGGUGUACAGAGAUAGUUGUUCAAAAAUCAUGUUUAACACUAUUAUUGCAACAUAUUGUGACUUGUUAAGCAAAUUUGUACUCCUGAACUUAUUUAGGCUUGCCAUAACAAAGGGGUUGAAUACUUAUUGACUAAAGACAUUUCAGCUUUUACAUUUUUAUUUAUUUGUAAAAAUAAAAAAACAUAAUUCCACUUUGACAUUAUGGGGUAUUGUCAAUUUAAUCCAUUUUAAAUUCAGGCUGUAACACAACAAAAUGUAGAAAAAGUCAAGGAGUGUGAAUACUUUCUGAUGGCACUGUUCUGUAGUUGUGUGUGUGUGUAUAUGCUUUUGUGUUUGAGUGUGGUGAGGACUGUAUAAAUGCCAAAGGCUCUAUUGCAGCAGAAGUCUGGGUUUACUACAGACCUGUGAAUUAAUACCCUUCGGAAAGUAUUCAGACCCCUUGACUUUUUCCACAGUUUGUUAUGUUACAGCCUUAUUCUAAAAUUGAUUAGAUUUUUACAAAAAAAAAAAAAUAAAUCCUCAUCAAUCUACACACAAUACCCAAUAAUGACAAAGUGAAAACAGGUUUUAUAACCUUUUGCAAAUGUAUAAAAAAAUAAAAAAAUAAAAAAUACCUUAUUUACAUAAGUAUUCAGACUCGAAAUUGAGCUCAGGUGCAUCCUGUUUUCAUUGAUCAUCCUUGAGAUGUUUCUACAACUUGAUUGGAGUCCACCUGUGGUAAAUUCAAUUGAUUGGACCUGAUUUGGAAAGGAAAACACCUGUCUAUAUAAGGUCCCACAGUUGACGGUGCAUGUCAGAGCAAAAACCAAGCCAUGAGGUCGAAGGAAUUGUCCAUAGAGCUCCGAGACAGGAUUGUGUUGCGGCACAGAUUUGGGGAAGGGUACCAAAAAAUGUCUGCAGCAUUGAAGGUCCCCAAGAACACAGUGGCCUCAAUCAUUCUCAAAUGGAAGUUUGGAACCACCAAGACUCUUCCUAGAGCUGGCCGCCCGGCCAAACUGAGCAAUCGGGGGAGAAGCGCCUAGGUCAGGGAGGUGACCAAGAACCCGAUGGUCACUCUGACAGAGCUCCAGAGUUCCUCUGUGGAGAUAGGAAAAUAUAGGGCUCUGGUCAAAAGUAGGGCUCUUUGUAGGGAAUAUGGUGCCAAUUGGGAUGUAGCCCUGGUCUUCUGCAGAGUCUGGGAGAUUAGGUGUUGUUGACCUUUAGUUUAAAUCCAUUCAUAAUGCAUUUAACAUAAACAGUCAUGCUACUAAUAUGAUACGUCCGUAAGUCAAAGCAUCACCUUUCACUGGUGGUGAGGACAACUUACAGUAGUUAGAAAUAUGUUUGAUUUAUGUUUGUAGUCCUGUGGUGUGCUUUAAGCAUUGUGGGGAAAUUGCUACGCCUCUUUCCAUUCAAAUCAUUCUCUUAAUGUUUCUGAAAAAAAAAUGGUUCCAGAUGUCCAUGAUCUGAAUGUCCCUGGGCAUGGUGUUGUGCUUAUUGGUUUAGAUUAAUACAGUACACUUAAUCCUGGUACACAUUUAAUCAACCUCAAUGAACACAAACAAAUCUAACAACUUCCAGGUCUUUUUCCAUGAGUGGGUUCUUUGUAAGGGGCUAAAAUGGCAGAGGAAGUAGAUGGGGGAGCUGAAGUCAACCCAAACUACUACACUACCCUACACCAAGCCUACUGUACACUAGCCUCCACUACCCUCCACUAGCCUACCCUACACUACCCUGACUAUGUUUCGCCUCAAGCUAAAGGUCCCAGUGUUCUUUCUGUCUGUGUCCUAAAUGGAACCCUAUAUAGUACACUACUUUCAGCACUACUAUAUGUUCGUUUCCCAUUGCAAAUAAUUUAGCUACGGUGUGCCCUGGCCUAGUGAACACUCACCCGGCCCGGCCUGCUGUGGCCUUAGCAGGCAGGAUGAAGGACAGGAAGAGGAAAACAAACAAAGCCAGGUCUGUCUGCCAGCCAUUAUCUUCCAUCCGGGAGAUUAAGAUCUAAGCAGAGCACCUCAGGGACCACAGUGUAGCCUGGGUAACUGGUGAGAGAUAUUCCCACUACCCCCACUACCAUUUCUCUUUACAUGUUUAGCCAUCCCAUAAAGUACCAGUUAAGAGUUUGGACACACCUACUCAUUCAAGGGCUUUUCUUUAUUUUUUACUAUUUUCUACAUUGUAGAAUAAUAGUGAAGACAUCAAAACUAUGAAAUAACACAUAUGGCAUAAUGUAGUAACCAAAAAAGUGUUAAACAAAUCAAAAUAUAUUUUAUAUUUGAGAUUCUUCAAAGUAGCCAUCAUUUGCCUUGAUGACAGCUUUGCACACUCAUGGCAUUCUCUCAACCAGCUUCACCUUGAAUGCUUUUCUAACAGUCUUGAAGGAGUCCCCACAUAUGCUGAGCACUUGUUGGCUGCUUUUCCUUCACUCUGCGGUCCAACUCAUCCCAAACCAUCUCAAUUGGGUUGAGGUCGGGUGAUUGUGGAGGCCAGGUCAUCUGAUGCAGCACUCCAUCACUCUCCUUAUUGGUCAAAUGGCCCUUACACAGCCUGGAGGUGUGUUGGGUCAUUGUCCUGUUGAAAAACAAAUGAUAGUCCCACUAAGCGCAAACCAGAUGGGAUGGUGUAUCGCUGCAGAAUGCUGUGGUAGCCAUGCUGGUUAAGUGUGCCUUGAAUUCUAAAUACAUCACCAACCUUGUCGCCAGCAAAGCACCCCCACACCAUCACACCUCCUCCUCAAUGCUUCACGGUGGGAACCACACAUGCAGAGAUCAUCCAUUCACCUACUCUGCGUCUCACAAAGACACGGCGGUUGGAAUCAAAAAUCUUAAAUUUCCACCAGUCUAAUGUCCAUUGCUCGUGUUUCUUGGCCCAAGCAGGUCUCUUCUUCUUAUUGGUGUCCUUUAGUAGUGGUUUCUUUGCAGCAAUUUGACCAUGAAGGCCUGAUUUCACAUAGUCCCCUCUGAACAGUUGAUGUUGAGAUUUGUCUGUUACAUGAACUCUGUGAAGCAUUUAUUUUGGCUGCAAUCUGAGGUGCAGUUAACUCUAAUGAACGUAUCCUCUUCAGCAGAAGUAAGAGCCAGUUUCAUCAUAGCGCUUGAUGUUUUUUGUGACUGCAAUUUUCCAGAUUGACUGACCAUCAUGUCUUCAUAGUAAUGAUGGACUGCUUAUUUGAGCUGUUCUUGCUGUAAUAUGGACUUGGUCUUUUACCAAAUAGGGCUAUCUUCUGUAUACCACCCCUACCUUGUCACAACACAACUGAUUGGCUCAAACGCAUUAAGAAGGAAAUAAAUUCCACAAAUUAACUUUUAAGAAGGCACACCUGUUAAUUGAAAUACAUUCCAGGUGACUACUUCAUGAAGCUGUUUGAGAGAAUGCCAAGAGUGUGCAAAGCUGGGCAAAGGGUGGCUACUUUGAAGAAUCUCAAAUAUAAAAUAUAUUUUGAUUUGUUUAACACUUUUAUUGGUUACUACAUUAUUUAAUCUGUGUUAUUUCAUAGUUUUGAUACCUUCACUAUUAUUCUAAUGUAGAAAAUAGUAAAAAUAAAGAAAAACCCUUGAAUGAGUAGGUGUGUCCAAACUUUUGACUGGUACUGUAUGCAGCACAUACCCUGUAAGUCAACUCCCUCUAAAGGUAAAUAGAAGACAAUGUGACUGCCUACUGUAUAUCUGUUUUCUUACAUGGAAGAGGGCAGGUUACAGCAGGCGCAAUGAAGGAAAGCUUCUAAUAGUAUAUAGGCACAUCUGUUUUUUACAUGGAAGACCAUUGCAAAGUGAUUUCCGGCUGUAAUAGGAAGACAAUAGCCAUUGCUUAGCCUAGUUGGGGACAGGGUUGUGUACUGUUGGCUCACCUGCAGUCAGGAUAUAGGCUAUUUGGGACAGUGAGAGACCAUAGAGGAAGGCUCAGGUGGUCUGUCAGACACUUGAGACCUGUACUGUAUAUGUCCAGACUCUAUCUUUAGCGAGCUGCCUGGCUUCUCAGAACUUCUCACACCGUGCGUUCCACUAGAAGGCAAGAACCACCCAGCCUCACUGUCAUGCUGUCUGUCUGGAUCAGGGGUGAGUCUCACUGUCAUGCUGUCUGUCUGGAUCAGGGGUGAGUCUCACUGUCAUGCUGUCUGUCUGGAUCGGGUGAGUCUCACUGUCAUGCUGUCUGUCUGGAUCAGGGGUGAGUCUCACUGUCAUGCUGUCUGUCUGGAUCGGGUGAGUCUCACUGUCAUGCUGUCUGUCUGGAUCAGGGGUGAGUCUCACUGUCAUGCUGUCUGUCUGGAUCAGGGGCGAGUCUCACUGUCAUGCUGUCUGUCUGGAUCAGGGGUGAGUCUCACUGUCAUGCUGUCUGUCUGGAUCAGGGGUGAGUGAGUGUCUUCCUGGGCCUCUAGGUUUAGAUACCUUGACCAGGCAGUUUUGAACAGCAAUGCAAGAUGGGAUAAACACACAUUGACUUUCUCUCUGCCCAACUAUUCCUCACUGACAUUUAUCCAGGCUGGUUGGAGAAGUAUGAGCAGAAUGUUGUGGUCGGCGAACACUGUAAUGCGUUAUGUCUUCAUUUUUUCAUGUUAUUUUCUAUUGGCAGUGGCACGGCAUUCCUGUAUUUUAAAUUGUACUGUAGUAUAUUGUCUCUUUUGACCAGUACUAAACAUAGUCACUCUCCCUUGCUCUCUCGCUCUAUCGCUCUCUCACUCAAUCUCCUUAUUCCACUCAUUCCACUGUGUACCAUCCAUCCAUCCAUCCCACACAAGACAAGAGUCAGACUCUUUUCCUGACGUUAUACUGAGUCGUGACAGAACAGGAAAAAAGGAAAGAAAGAAGCAAUUUUAAAAGAUUUGAUGGCACAGAUGUGUUUUUCUAAGGUGGAUUAAAGUAGUAUUUUUGUAGGCAGAGUUGAGUAGUCUGGAAAGCUGCAGCAUCAACUAGAAAUCCCUUUUGUUGCCUUGACGUAGUCACACAGAAAUAGAUCUUAAUGGUCACAUGUCAUUUUGAUUAUGAGGUAUAACAGUGAUCAGAGUUGAGAAUAUAUGCAUCAGAAUAUGUACUAUACUUACUAUACUCUAGUCUAGGUACUGGACAUUGUUAAAUGGAAACGUUAGCCUAGCUACAGUUAUGCUUAGUCACGAGAUUGAUCCUCUGCCUGUUUGUGAUGCUUUAGACAGCCUUUAAGUGUUAUUACUGUAUAAUUGUGUAACUGACGAUUAUGGAUGAAGUCCGUCAUGAAAAAAAAACAACUGUAAAAAUAAUAAUAAUAAUUUUGACCGAACAGCUGACUGAAGACUGUACAGCCAGGCAGUCGUGUAGUUGAGUCCGUUUCCGCGUUUACAUGGACUCUUUUCAACAAGAUGAAUCUUUGUUGCUCCUUGCUGAAACAAGCAAGGUGUUCUAGCAAACAAGUCUAGGCAACACUACCCUUCCUGCAGCAGCAGCACAUGCAGUUAGGAGAGGAGAAAAUAUGCAACAAUUAUAAUGGUGACUGCAGUCAUUUGGCUGACCAAUAACCAUCAUCCAAAAUUCCAUGACCAUCACAGCCUUAUAUGUGUGUCCCAAAUGGCUUCCUAUUCCCUAUACAUUGCACUACUUUUGACUAGGGCCCAUAUGGCUCUGGUCAAAAGUAGUGCACUUUAAAGGGAAUAGGGUGCCAUUUGCAGACCUGCCAACCUACACAAAUUUUGCGUACCAUGCACGCAAUUUGAGGUCAAAGUGUGCUGGUACAAAAAACUCGCCUAAAAUACGCAAAAAUAGGCUUCUAGUUGGCACAUUGUGGUUUUUGACUCGACUGUCUAAAGUUGGAACUGAGCCAAUCAGAGGACUUUGGCGAGGAGAAAAAAUCUCUAGCUUUCCGCUCCGUGCGGUCCCCUACAGUACUGUUUUCCUCCCUCAAACUGGAUGGCAGCGCUCCACUUUGUCCAUUAACACCACUGAUGUGUGAGGAAAAAGGCUAGGGAGAAUUGGAGAACGAACUGUUUUCCAAAUACAUUUUCCAAAAUUGUAUGUGUUAGUUAAGCACAACCACUAUUACGUAGUUGGCUCCUUAGCUAAGGCAUCAUUACGACGAAGGUUGUUAGCUACAUGCAGUGCUCAGUCAACUAAGCGAGAACACUUUCUUGCCUGUACAUGCUUUGAUUUCUGCAACGGUAGUAGGCGCGAACGCAUUGUGGAGCAAGGAAACAUGCAGUGUUGCGCUAAUACCGUCCUUCACGGGAAGUCAUGUUAGACUGUUUAAGAUUAGUAUGCAUGUUUUAAUUAAUCAGUUCUUGAUAUAACUGUAUGUCAACAGUAGGCUGCUAAUGAUGUGAUAGUUGUCAGUUAACCAAUGACAUCAAGGCAUGUUGAAUGAAUGGUAGCCUAGUAGUCAGACCUAACUUUAUGGAUUAGGUCAGGAUGGAGAUCUGAAACAAGCUCAUAUAGGCCUAGUUCAGUUGUUUCAUAUUCCAAAUAACCUGCAGUAAGCUAGACUACUACAUUGCAUCCAGUAAUUGAAUUAUUCAGAAUGUUCUCCCCAAACAAAAUUAAGAAGCCAGUUUACAUUUUCACUAAACUAUCCACAUAAAGACACCUAUUUAAUUAGAAUAAUCAUUACCCCUAAAUUUUACCUAGAAAAAUGUGAACGUGUCAUUGAGACCACCUCAGUUUUAUUUAGGAUCAAACACAAUACUUCUGUAUUGGCUACAUUGUUUGAUAUCAUUUAAGACUAGGUUUCAGAAAUGCUAAAUGCACCAACUUGAAGUUGACUGACCCCCCUCCGGACCUCCCCCCUACCCAACCUUAGCCCUACUUCAGCACCAUCUUGUCAUAAAAUCCUAGGGAGAGCCCUGGGAUGUAUUCAUUCCGCCGAUCUGUUGCAGAACGUUUCUUAAACAAAAGUAAACGAAACAAAAUGGAGAGGGACUUACCUGAAUUUGUCGAACUGUUUGGACAAAUUAUUACUCCCCCGAUUGUACAUUUUAAUCGUAUUUCUAGUUAGUUACUGAAGAGCAGCCAAUUACCAAGUAUCCAUAAGUCUAUAGCCUACCAUUCCUACUGAGGCAGUCUUCUGCCAACAGCAUUAUAAGGCUAAAAAAUAUAUAAAUUUGCCUAUGACUUAAGCAGUGUGGGUGUCACAAGUGCCGCCGCAGGGCUGAAGUGGGACUCUUCAAGGUUGGCAGAUCUGCAUUUGUGACGCAACCCUGAUAUUUAAAGGUCAAUAGAUAUUCAUGCUCGAGAGGCUGCCUGGCCUGCUUUACGUUUAUGACAACUCCUUCAUAUCUGUCACGCAUCAGCACUGUAGCUGAUUUGUAUGAUGUAAUAUGCCCUUAUAGCCCAGCGGCUCUAAAGGUUUGUUAUUCGGCAACAAAUCCUCUCCUGGUUAUAGGCCUAUGCGCAGUAGUUAGACGUGUUCACAAUCACACUUAAGUCCGUUUCACGGCGAGCCUGUUCCUAUUUCCUCUGCGUCUUCUCAGUUGAGCUGUAUAGACAUUUCAUUCUGUUGGCUAAGCAGUGAGCAGCUAGAGGCAGUGAAACUCGUACGGUGGCAUAGCGUACGGUACACGAUGCAAGGCUGCUGCCUGCCUGUGAAAUUCCAGCAGGUGUGAGAGAAGAUAAGGAAGCUAAGUGAGGCUCUGUCAUAUCUGCCCCCCUUUCCCUGUACUGUCACCACAGGCCCCAUUUAGCUCUCUCUCUCUUCUCUCCUCUCUCUCAAUCUCUCUUUCUCUUCUCUCUCUCUGUUUCUCUCUCAAUUCAAUUCAAAGCGCUUUAUUGGCAUGGGAAACAUAUGUUUACUUUGCCAAAGCGAGUGAAAUAGAUAAUAAACAGAAGUGAAAUAAACAAUAAAAUUAACAGUAAACAUUACACUCACAAAAGUUUCAAAGGAAUAGAGACAUUUCAUAUGUCAUAUUAUGGCUAUGUACAGUGUUGUAACAAUGUGCAAAUAGUUAAAGUACAAAAGGGAAAAUUAAAAAUUAAGAUGGGUUGUAUUUACAAUGGUGUAUUCUUCACUGGUUGCCCAUUUCUUGUGGCAACAGGUCACACAUCUUGCUGCUGUGAUGGAACACUGUUUUAUUUCACCUAAUAGAUAUGGGAGUUUAUCAAAAUUUGGAUUUGUUUUCAAAUUCUUUGUGGGUCUGUGUAAUCUGAGUAAAAUACAGUAUGUGUCUCUAAUAUGGUCAUACAUAUGGCAGGAGGUUAGGAAGUGCAGCUCAGUUUCCACCUCAUUUUGUGGGCAGUGUGCACAUAGCCUGUCUUCUCUUGAAAGCCAGGUCUGCCUAUGGCAGCCGCUCACUGAGUCUACAUAGUCAAAAGCUUUCCUUAAUUUCUUUAAUUUUGGGUCAGUCAUAGUGGUCAGGUAUUCUGCCAUUGUGAACUCUCUGUUUAGGGCCAAAUAGCAUUCCAGUUUGCUCCGUUUUUUGGUAAAUUCUUUCCAAUGUGUCAAGUAAUUAUCUUUUUGUUUCUCAUAAUUUGGUUGGGUCUAAUUGUGUUGCUGUCCUGGGGCUCUGUGGGGUCUGUUUGUGUUUUUGAACAAUGCCCCAGGACCAGCUUGCUUAGGGGACUCUUCUCUAGGUUAAUCUCUGUAGGUGAUGGCUUUGUUUGGAAGGUUUGGGAAUCACUUCCUUUUAGGUGGUUGUAGAAUUUAACAGCUAUUUUCAGGAUUUUGAUAAUUCGCGGGUAUCGUCCUAAUUCUGCUCUGCAUGCAUCAUUUGGUGUUUUACAUUGUACAUGGAGGAUGUUUUUGCAGAAUUUGGUGUUUGUCCCAUUUUGUGAAUUCUUGGUUGGUGAGCAGACCCCAGACCUCACAGCCAUAAAGGGCAAUGGUUCUAUAACUGAUUCAAGUAUUUUUAGCCAGAUCCUAGUUGGGAUGUCGAAAUUGAUGUUCCUUUUGAUGGUGUAGAAGGUCCUUCUUGCCUUGUCUCUCAGAUCGUUCACAGCUUUGUGGAAGUUACAUGUUGUGCUGAUGUUUAGGCCGAGGUAUGUAUAGUUUUUUGUGUGCUCUAGGGCAACAGUGUCUAGAUAUAAUUUGUAUUUGUGGUCCUGGCAAAUUGACCUUUUUUGGAAUACCAUUAUUUUUGUCUUACUGAGAUUUACUGUCAGGGCCCAGGUUUGACAGAAUAUGUGCAGAAGAUCUAGGUGCUGCUGUAGGCCCUCCUUGUUUGGAGACAGAAGCACCAGAUCAUCAGCAAACAGUAGACAUUUGAUUUCAGAUUCUAUUAGGGUGAGGCCGGGUGCUGCAGACUAGUGCCCUCACCAAUUUGUUGAUAUAUAUGUUGAAGAGGGUGGGGUGGCUGCAUCCCUGUCUCACCCCACGGCCAUGUGUAAAGAAAUGUGUGUUUUGCCAAUUUUAACCGCACACUUGUUGUUUGUGUACAUGGAUUUUAUAAUGUUGUAUGUUUUUUCUCUCUCUAUCUCUCUCUCUGUUUCUCUCCAUCUUUCUCUCCUCUCUCCUCUUUCCAUCUUUCUCUCUUUCUUCUCUCUCCAUCUUUCUCUGUCCUCUUCUCUCUCUCCAUCUUUGUCUCUCUCUCACGCACACUCACACACACACCCCCAGAGUCAGACUCCCCCAGCUAAUAUCUAUAAUCCUCUUAUCAGGAAAUAAUGGCUUGAAGAGAGCACCUUUAAGCUAGCCAAUAACAUUGACUUAGUUGUGUAGGAUGAAUAAAUUGCUCUGAAAUGGUCUCAGUCGAUGGGUGAUUGGUGCUGGUCUUUCUGUGUCAUGUUGUGUUAGCUUGCUGAUGGAAUACUGAUGUGUAGCUUUCAGGGUUUGCUCAGCAUAUGUUCGACACUGUCUAUUUGGAAGUAACAGAUUUUUCAGUAGCACCUCAAGACCCCAAACAUUUCGAGUGACAAAUGUGUCUGGGUAUACCCGUAGAGGGGAUGUAUUGAGAAACCUGGUUGGAAACAGUGAGACACAUGAUACAAACAAAUAGUCAUGGAGACCUGGAAGUCUAUUUUUGGGUGUCUGGAGUUUCCUUGGCUGACGUUCUAUCAUAGGUGUGUUUUCUGUCUGUGCAAGCAGCUGUCUGGGGAAAAUACUGCAACAAAAGCAGGUAUCCACUACCACCCAUACCACCAAUGCUUUGAUUUGGCUUUCAUUUGUGAUGUCUGAGUGUGGGCCAUGCCUUAUAUUGCCUUGAAAUUAGGCUAGACCAAUUACCAGAUUGGUCCUGUGUUUGGUAAGACAUGUCAGUGUGUGUCUGUUCCUCUGACAGGACAUGUUCAGGUACAGUAGAGCUCAGAAUGUUUAUUAUUGUUUUAAUAAUUACAUGUUCUGUUGCUUUUGUUUUGUCAUUCAUGUUGCAUUAGCCUGUGAACUCCUCAUGAAAAUUCCAAAAUAGAACUGUUUGUAAUCGCCACCUUCUCCCACAGACAGCUGAUUCAACCAGUAGUAACAUGUGUUGUGACUGUAAAACCUGCUAGUAACCAUUGUUCUUUUUCUUUGUAGUCUCAGUGUAACAUGUCUGGAAUUUGAAACCAGUAUGUGUGGUUUGGCCUUGGUUUAGUUAUUCUCUAUUCUUCAUCCUCACCACUGUAUUUCACUCCAAUAGCAGUGUUUCCCCUAGGAUUCUUUUCAGCAGUGGUGGCAAGCGUGCUCUGCUACUAGCGUUAGCACAAUGACAUGUUAGCUGUUCCCGUAGACUUCCAGUCAUUGAGACAACAACUAUCCAUUUAAAAGCGCGUCUCGGCGGAAAUAAAUAAAACAAAUAUUUAAAUUAACAGGUGUGCCUUCUUAAUGCAUUUGAGCCAAUCAGUUGUGUUGUAACAAGGUGGGGGUGGUAUACAGAAGAUAGCCAUAUUUGGUAAAAGAACAAGUCCAUAUUAUGGCAAGAACAGCUCAAAUAAGCAAAGAGAAAAGACAGUCCAUCAUUACUUUAAGACAUGAAGGUCAGUCAAUCCGGAAAAUUUCAAGAGCUUUUAAAGUUCCUUCAAGUGCAGUCGCGAAAACCCUCAAGCGCUAUGAUGAAACUGGCUCUCAUGAGGACCACCAUAGGAAAGGAAGACCCAGAGUUACCUCUGCUGUAGAGGAUAAGUUAAUUAGAGUGUGGAGGCCAGGUCAUCUGAUGCAGCACUCCAUCACUCUCAUUCUUGGUCAAAUAACCCUUAUACAGCCUGGAGGUGUGUUGGGUCAUUGUCCUGUAGAAAAACAAAUUAUAGUCCCACUAAGCCCAAACCAGAUGGGAUGGUGUAUCGCUGCAGAAUGCUGUGGUAGCCAUGCUGGUUAAGUGUGCCUUGAAUUCUAAAUAAAUCACUGUCAGUGUCACCAGCAAAGCACCCCCACACCAUAACACCACCUCCUCCCUCCUCCAUGCUUUACGGUGGGAACUACACAUGCAGAGAUCAUCCGUUCACCUACUCUGCGUCUCACAAAGACACGGCGGUUGGAACCAAAAAUCUCAAAUUUGGAGUCCAGACCAAAUGACACAUUUCCACCGGUCUAAUGUCCAUUGCUUGCGUUUCUUGGCCCAAGCAGGUCUCUAUUUAUUAUUGGCGUCCUUUAGUAGUGGUUUCUUUGCAGCAAUUCGACCAUGAAUGCCUGAUUUACACAGUCCCCUCUGAACAGUUGAUGUUGAGAUGUGUCUGUUACUUGAACUCUGUGAAGCAUUUAUUUUGGCAGCAAUCUGAGGUGCAGUUAACUCUAAUGAACUUAUCCUCUGCAGCAGAGGUAACUGGGACUUCCAUUCCUGUGUUGUUCCUCAUGAGAGCCAGUUUCAUCAUAGCGCUUGAGGGUUUUUGCGAAUGCGCUUGAAGAAACAUUCAAAGUUCUUGAAGUUGUCCGUAUUGACUGACCUUCAUGUCUUAAAGUAAUGAUGGACUGUCGUUUCUUUCUGCUUUUUUGAGCUGUUCUUGCCAUAAUAUGGACUUGGUCUUUUACAAAAUAGGGCUAUCUUCUGUAUACCCCCCCUACCUUGUCACAACACAACUGAUUGGCUCAAACGCAUUAAGAAGGAAAGAAAUUCCACAAAUUAACUUUAAAGAAGGCACAACUGUUAAUUGAAAUGCAUUCCAGAUGACUACCUCAUGAAGCUGGUUGAGAGAAUGCCAAGCGUGUAUAAAGCUGUCAUCAAGGCAAAGGGUGGCUAUUUGAAGAAUCUCAAAUAUAAAAUAUAUUUUGCUUUGUUUAACACUUUUUUGGUUACUACAUGAUUCCAUAUGUGUUAUUUCAUAGUUUUGAUGUCUUCACUAUUAUUCUACAAUGUAAGAAAUAGUAAAAAUAAAGAAAAACCCUUGAAUGAGUACGUGUGUCCAAACUUUUGACUGGUAGUGUAUAUAUAUUGAACAAAAAUAUAAACGCAACAUGCAACAAUUUCAAAUAUUUUACUGAGUUACAGUUCAUAUAAGGAAAUCAGUCAAUUGAAAUAAAUAAAUGUGGCAUUAUUCUAUGGAUUUCACAUGACUAGGCAGGGGUGCUGCUACCGUAAAUGAAUAUAGGGGAAACACUGAAUAGAGUCUGUGCAGAAAGUGCACAAUGGGAGGAAAUGACCUCCAUAGUUAAUCAUGGUCCUGUGUGUACUCCGGGCUUUAUGGCUUCCUUCCAAAUGGCACUUUAUUCCAAACACAGUGCCCUAAAAAGCAGUUCACUUACACCAUGUAGGAAACAGGGUGCUAUUUGGGACGCAGGCUAUGACUGGGCUGUGGUUUCAGAGCCGGUUCAGCAGAUAGCCCCCCACCCUCUCCCCCAAGGCUGCUAUAAAUGGGUGACCUCAUCCUUAGCCACCCUCCUACACACACACAAGCACAGGCAGACACACGCGCGCACACACACACACACUCAUGUGUAUACUCUACCCUCACAAGGUCAGGACCUUGGGGUAUGCUGGCUAGGGCCUUCUACAAUGAUGGAUUGUGAGAGUUGGAUAGGGAGAGGUUGGGGGAUCCCCUGUGGAAUCUGUUGUCACUUCAGCAGCCGUGUAUGAUGAAGUAGAUAUUUAUGCAGUGGGGUUAGAAGGGUAUUUAUGAAAACUGGAUUAUGUUAAGAGCAAAUAUAGUGGUGGUCUGAAUAGGUCUGGGUAGAUAUAGGCCUAAACAAUCAGAUGAGGGUGAUGUUGCCUUUAGACACUGAUCUUGGGUCAGUUUAGCAUUUCCCCCACUGAUGGUUAAGGUUGGAUUGGGGGAGGAGAAGCUGAUCCUAGAUCUGUACCAAGGGAAUAUUUACCCGAUCUAUGAACAACACUGAGUAGUAACCUUCAAGCUAGGGUUGGUGGGUCUGUUGUGGCUCUCUUUAACCGAACACCGCAGAAUUCCCCCUCUAGGAGCCUGAUGGACACUGGUGCCAUCUGGCAUCCUAUUCUCCUUGGGGUCCUGGCCUGAAUUUAGUGCCCAGCGGGGCUGUGUGUGUUUGUGGCCUUAUUACUUACAUCCUUAGAUUUUAUUAUUAUUGCUUAUGACAGGUAUCACCUGCUCACCAGAGAGGCCGCAAGCAUAAUGGCCAUGGCCCAUCUAAGUUCCACACAUUUCCUUUAGUAGGCCUAUUGGUUUUAGAGAAGGCCGGCCCACUGUUGUGGACCCAUAUUGCCUGUAGACUGGCCUUAACGUAGGACCUACGGUUUAUAUUUCUGGCUCAUCCCUAGACUAUAAACACAUCAAAUAUUAUGUGACUCAGCUGAGCAAAGGUUACUGUGUGUGUGUGGGCUCGUGCGUAAGGUUGCUGUGUGUGCGUGUGUGUGUGUGUAUUUGUGUGUGAAAGGUUGCGCUGUGUUUGUGUAAUGCCGUCACUGACGGUGAUUACGCUGCAUUGAGUCACAGAGAUUAACUGAACAGAAACUAUAGCCUAGCUUGCACUCUGUGACCCCGUGUCUGUGUACUUGCUCCCUGAGUCCGAGAGAGAAAGAUAAAUGCGUCUGUCUUGUGGUUGCAUACCUCUCAACUGUGGGCUGAGUGUCUGUUUACUCUAAGACACACACCUGGGUUUUUUACUCUAUUUUCCUUUACAAUUCUGGGAUUAGCUAAAAUGACCUACAUUUUAAAGAUGUUAGGACUUUAAAAAGCUUGGUUAAGCUCAGUUAAAUGCUCAGCAGUUGGGAAAUGAAUGGAAAAAGUGGGGCCCUAUGCUCACAAUCCAUUCAUUAUAGAGUUACAACACAUGUACAGUAUUCUUGCCCACAUAACCAUAUGAACAACACCCACUUUUUAGUUAGCAAGCUUAACCCUCCUGGCUCCUGGCUCUAUCAAUGUUAUGGGAGUGGAGAGUGAGACUAGGUCCACCACGGCACUACCACAAACAGGGCUCUGUUCAUUUACGAGGGUAUUACUGGAAUUCCAUCCUAGUCAAGCAAGGAUGGGUUUAUUUAAUGCGUUCCUCUCUCUCCCAAUAACUAAAACAAAGGCGCUCAUUGGCGUCUGCUAGGCUAAUCAGAUGAUGUAAACUCUCGCUCUCUCAGAUCUAGAUAUCAGUUAACAUUUUUCUGGAACGGACCACCGAGUUCUCAGAGAAAGAGGAAAGAGGGAGUGAGGAGAUGAUUUAA